AUGGGUCUUCGUAAAAGGGCAUACGAUUUCAGAAAAUGCUAUGCAUUGAUAAUUCCGCAUAAUAUGCUUCCUAACCCAGGUCUCAUACACCUCGCUCACUCAUAUGAUAAGCUUGUGAAAUGUAUUGUUGAAAAAGCAUCGUCACUGACUCCUUUAUCUGUGUGUCCUGUUUGACUGGCAGAGAUCACGGGAAACUCUGAGGACAUUCCUCUGGUGCGAUGGCGGCAACAGUGGCUGGAGAACGGCACGCUGCUCUUUCAUGUCCACCACCAAGAUGGCAGCCAGAACCUCCCCGGCCUCUCCGCCACAGAUGACCCUGCCAGCGACUCUGCAGAGGAGGAGCUACGCAUCCUCCACAUCUCUGUCAUGGUAUGGUACUGUGCUGGCUAGGGUUGGAAUGGGGGGGGGGGGUUUAUUGUGAUGUUUGAUCAUGAUGUUUAAUUAACAAGGAUGUUACUUUCAAAUUAUUUACACUGCUCUAAUAUAAGUAUUAGAACUUGGUGCAUUUCUUGGUACAUGUGGACAUGGUACAAAGAAAGGUUUGGGCUGAAUAGCUACAUAGAUGGAUGACAGACAUUCAAUGCAAAGUAGACAUCUAGACAUUUGAACAAAUUAUUCAGCUUUAGAAAAAUUAUUCUAGUAGCUACUAGGUACAUUGCACAGACACUUGUUGAAUGUCAAAUAAUAUACUGACCUUGAGUCUCCUCUUCAUGGUUUGCAUGCAUUAGUACACAAUGAAAAAGUAGACUGAAAGAGGACAACAUUUUCAUAUUUAUUUUCAGUUAAUUUUUUCUGUGCGACAGUGGUCUGCCGGUAACCUUGUUUUUACCAUCUCAUAUUUUCCUCCAUAUCUAUAUGUAACAUCCCCUUGCUAUCUCCUCAUGCUAAAAGCUGCUUGACAAUACAGUCACAAAGCUCUUGUGGAGGUGUGAAAGGAUUAGCAUGCAGACAGGACAGACCUACUGUAGCAACAGAUGGCUGCUGUGAGGUGAUCCCGCUCCGGCCUCGCUCGCUGCAGCUUGUGGCUCGGUUGGAGGGCGGCCUUAUAAAUCCAGCGUCGCAUCACUUCAUUAGCUUCUUGUGGAUACGGGCAGCCCCACCACUCUCUCUCCCACCAACUGCCACUCUCUCCCCACACCACACCUGUCAUUGAGCCAUUUCCAUUGUUCCGCCAUACGCCGCAGCCACCAGGAUGCCUCGAUGGCCAACGAUUCUAGCCAGGAUUCUACACAGCAGCGCGGCCUGUCAUGCACAGUUCAAUGCCUGGCCACCAGGCCCACCAUGGGACAGUUUAAAGCUCUUGGAUGAAUGCAGUCCAACCUGAGGCUUGAAAAGAGGCCAGCUAUAACUGGGUCUUAAUCUCAUGGAGACACAAAUUCACUGAACUGCACCAAACUCGGUUUUGUCACCAAACGAGGGAUUUCCCUUGCCUAGUGGCCACUCCAGCUGAAGUGAUAAGGGGCUAAAUGUGAUGGAAAGACUUGUUUUUUUCCUCCAGCAAAUAUUAUUUAAUAUAUUACAUAGUUGUUUUGCAAUUGUGUUUCAAAGUUUCAAGUUACUGGUGUGCUCCGUUUGCCACAAGGUGACCACAGUGCCCUUUGCUUCUCUGCCUGAACAUCAUCCAUAAUGGAUGAGUUACCUUGUGUUCCAUGUUCAGCCGCAGGUGAGCUCCUGCAAGUCGAGACACAUGUCCUCUGCUCUCUUUUUGGCCCAGAGGCAGAGGAAACAACAAGCAACCUCUAACACCGUGAACCACCACCACCCAUGGAGCCACCCUUUUAGAGAGACAUACAUUCCAGCUGCAGGAAGACCUCUACUGCCCAUUUAAUGCUAAAGGAGAGGAGUCACAGCAUUGGAAAACUUUUGUAUGUUUACAAAUUCUCCAGAUCACUGGUAAAGCAGCAAAGUGCGUCAUUGCAGUACAUUUCAAAGUUCCCUAAAUAUUGUAAUCUCAUUUACAUUAUACAGAGAGAGAGAGGAAAAUAAUUUACAACGUAUUGAAAUAAGAAGAUAUCACAAAUAUAUAUAUUUUUAAGUCUGGGGAAUACAUAAAAUCUAUUGAAUUUUAUUGGAGAUUUGACAUAACAAGCAAAUACAUAAAUAACACUUAGGUUGACCGAGUUUCUGGGGAAAUGGCGACAUGGCGAUGGCAUGGCAUUAAGAAAGAGCAGGCAGAGAUUAUGGAUGAUUUUUUCUGUCCACUAAACAGCACUGAAAUGUGCAAAAAAGACUCACUCACAAUACAUAAAAUGUAAUUGAUCAGAAGAACUCUAAACAGUGUGACUAUAACUCAUCAUUUGCUGUUUGAUACGGUAUAGCAAGGUGAUCAGAAGGAAUAACUCCAACAACAAAUAUUUCAUACUUUCAAUGAAAAAAUAUCACAUAAGAAAUUGAGUCCAGGCUGGGGCCUGGACUCAAGACGUUCUUUACAAUAUUACCAACGGUUUUCCUUUGGGCACCCCCUCAGACCCUUGCACUUUUGGUUUAAGUGCCUGAUAAUACUUUGUUUUAUGGCCACUCACACCCUUGAAAGGAAAUACUAUUUCCUCUUUCCACUCUCAUUUACUCCACAAAUGCCAUCCAGAUCAGAUAAGGCAAGCAGACAUGCAGUGACCCAUUCAUUAAUGCAAGCACAAGCCCCUGAACUUGAAGAUUUACUGGCUACAUAAUAAAGAUUAAUGAUAAAAGAUCCUAAAACUUAAGUUUGUAUUGAUAUACAAUUUAAGGGGACCACACAUAUCCACCCGGGAGGAAAGUAGGAAGAGGACAUUCAGUUAAAGUAAUCUAAACCAAAAUAUUGAAUAAAAUAUUGUGUUUAUAGUUUUGAAGGCUAAAGUUUUUUUUCCGUGUCUCUCUUCCGGCUGUUCCGUUGGGUAGUAACCACAUUACAUUUUUUUUCUCCAAAGGAACAGCCAUAGAAAAGAUGAAGGUCUUGCUAAAAAUCACAGCUAACUUUUUUAUCACACCUUAUCAAUUGAUCUCUUUAUGUACUGUAUGUGUAGGAAAAGCCUGGAUGGAUGUGGGUUUUCAAUUGAAGAGGUUAUGGGGAUUUUUUAAAAGUAUGCUGUAAACUCAGUUGUAUCAGCUAGCCUACAUUAGCAGCCAAUGGCACAGUGUUGUCUGUCAAUCAAACCACUGUAAUUCUCACAUAAUCAAAUUAAACUAGACUAGAAGCUAGCUAGUCAGAGUUGAGAAAAAAGUAGACAGUCUUGCCGAGAAUCAAAACUCUUAAACUAGUAAAUGUUUUAUUUUAUCAAAUUGAGGGUUUUUCUAUAUAUUAUGAAUGGAUUACUAAUUCAUUUCGUUUUCAUGAGAUACAAUUUGUACAUUCUGAAUCUCUCAAGAACAUAUCUUCUUUAAUGAUCAUGCCUUGCAAUACAACAGGAGACUUGAAUGUGUCCUUAAUAAGAAAAAUGUCAGCCUUCAUGCGAUAUUAGCUUUUAUUAAAUAUUCUAAAUUGAAUUAAAUUAUUUAAGUUCAUGUCAUUAAUAACCCAUUCCAAUGAAACCCCAUUGUGCUGUGUGUUUAAUGGGGGUUUAACUUUCAAAGAUGUUCAAUGUCAAAAUCAGAAAUGGAUCAUAAACCAUUAAAAAAUCCUACUCAUAAUUGUCACAGUUGAUUUCAUUGUUGUCAUUAAAUAUGCUUUGUAAGCAUUUAACACUGAAUAUUUCACUGACAGGUUAGAUGAUUUGGAUGAACUCAAAUUAUAUUUUAAAAUGUCACGUAUUUAUGUUGUGUUUAUGUCAAACCCUCUUUUUAAAUCAAUGUUAGCACUUUUAAGGGUUAUAGUUAGGGUCCUACUGGUUACGGUUAAAGUUCCUUGGGGUUUUAUGGCUACAUUUUGAGUUCAGUUUAAGGGUUAUGGUUAAAGGUUAGGGUUAUGUUUAUGUUAAUAUGGUUCCGAAGGUAUAUCUCAUGAAAAAGUCAUGAGACCAGGUUGUCUAUGCUAUGAUGACUACUCCUGUUUCAUCAAUAUUGCAAAGUCAAACAAUGUUUGUUUUGGCUCUAUAUACUGUAUAUUGUCUUCUGGAUAUAAAAUGCCAUGCUUAUUCAGGAUGAGUUACAUUACAGAAUGAUAUGUUAUUAAAACUAUAGUAUUCCAUUAAAGCAUAAUUUCCACCCUUACAUAAGUGAAAUACUUGCAUCCUUUGAUGUUUGGUUUGGCUUUAUUGGCUCUAUACAAAGAGACAGGCCCUCUUAAUGUACAACAUUACACAAGUUUCCCCUACCUAAAGCUUUGCAUUGUGGCUAAUGCAAAUGGAUGGGCCUAAUUGCAUUUGGUGGCAGAUUUUCAAUUGACCUCUGAAGAAUGUGUUGGCCUAUGUACCAGCCCAUUGAUUGAGUUGCUGUGUGCUAUGCACUAGAGUGGGAACUCUGCUGGGUAUAUCUCCUAGUAACUCUCUGGCCUAGUUAUUUUUCUGCUUCAUUCGAGUUUGGAAUAGCUCAAUGACUUUGAAAGUACUAAAAGGUAAUCAAUAUGAAAUAAAUUAUUUUAACUUUCAUUUCCCCCCAACACUGCAUACAGAUUUGCUGCAUAAGUGACCUAUAUUAAGGCUUCAUUUGUUAAUGUCCUUGACUAUGCAGAAUAGGAAAGCAACUUAUGCAAAUUGUCUUUACAUUUGCCAUUUCAAAUUUAUGUGAGCAGGUGAAGCACUCUCUCUAUGAUCCUCGGAUAUCAGUCUGCAUCUGAACAGGGUUUCUCAAUUUCAAUUUCCGGUUGAGUCAUCUCUGUCACCGUCCUCGCAUUUUGUUGAUCUUUUCAUCAUUCAUUAGAUAGUUGAGCUGAGAUCUAAAAUGUGCAACAAAGUGGAAGAUUUCAUCAGACCGUUACUAGCGCUGAACACACUGAACCCAAGAGUAGUCUUUAUUGAUAGAUAGUCUGAUAGCAGCUUUAAUAGAUGCUCUCUUGGUAUAGGGUAUAUUUUCCAAAUGGUUUCAGUUUUUAUUCUUCUAUGACGCUUCCUAGAGCACUGCUGUUCUCAUACACCAUGCUUUGGAGAUUAUCUACAUCUUUUUGCAUGAUGUGCUCUGUGAUUAUAUGGAUUUUGAGUUUGUUUGAUGUUUUCUUGACGCUGUUGUUAAGAUCUAUUGUUUUUUCCUCAAGGAUCUCUGCUAUGCACUAGUGGUGUUUUUACAAAUCUAGCAACGUGGGUUGGAGACUUUGGGGAGUUCUAGUUGAGAGCGGCCAUCAUUCAUCCUUCCCCUUGUGUUUGUUCACAGGGAGGCAUGAUCGCCUUGCUCCUCUCCAUCCUCUGCCUGGUCCUCAUCCUCUACACGCGCAGGCGGUGGUGCAAACGCCGCCGUGUGCCCCAGCCCCAGAAGAGCGCCAGUGCAGAGGCGGCCAAUGAGAUCCACUACAUCCCUUCGGUGCUGAUGGGGGGCCAGGCCAGGGAGAGCCUGAGAAACUCCAGGGGCCAGGGCCACAAUUCCAGCGGCACGCUCAGUAUCCGAGAGACUCCCAUCCUGGAUGGCUACGAGUAUGACAUCACUGACCUGAGACACCACCUUCAGAGAGAGUGCAUGAACGGAGGAGAGGACUUUGCCAGCCAGGUCACACGCACCCUGGACUCCCUUCAGGGUUGCAAUGACAAGGCCAGCAUGGACCUGACACCUGGUGAGUGUAGGUACAAGCACACACACAUACACACACACACACACACACACACACACACACACACAGCUAUGUCUUACUAUACUUGUGAGGACUUUUUGGGGACCAACAAUUGAUUCCCAUUAAAAAUCCUAUUUUCCCUAACACCUGACCCUAACCCUAAGCAUAAUCCUAACCCCUAACCUUAACCCCUAACCCUAAUUGUAACCCUAACCCCUAAGCCUAAAAUAACCUUUUUACAAAUGAGGACCAGCAAAAUGUCCUCACUUCUCAGAAUUUUUGUUGGUUUACUGUUCUUGUGAGAGCAAGGGUCCCUAAUUACAUUCAGCUGCGGGACAAUUUUUUUUCUUGAGCGGAUGGUUGGGGAGCCGGAACAUAGAUUUAAAUAAUUUGUACACUGCAAAUGAACAGCAAGAAUCCCAAACAGAUAUAGUAUUUGACAAAAACAGAAUAAUUUCAAACCUUGAUUACAUACUAUAUGUGACCCAUCACCUGCAUUCGGUCCUAUGUAGCAACAUUUGAAAUAGUGUUUUUUACAUUGGAUAAAAGUAAAGACUCAGAGCUAGAAAAUUGUAUAUCAUACACUGCAGUUGAGGAACAAUGGGAAAGUAAUUCUGCUUUGAAAGUUGAUAAACUUGUAACCCCACUUUUGAGAAAAUGGCCCUUGAAUGUUUUGGUACACCUACUGGAGAGCUCUUCUUUGUCUACACCCAUUCAGCAUUGUAUACACCCUCUUAAGCUUUAGCCCCACCCAUAUCUUUAAGGGUUCACAUGUGAGGCCAUGUGCUAAACAGAGUGAGUUGUGUAGUAAACAGCAAAGAUUUCAAGACUAAAAGUGGUAGAAGUGGUAGCAGCCUACAAUAAGGAAAAACUCCAGGUAAAACUACACUUGAUCUAGUCCUUGGCCUAUAUCCUAAUCUGAUUUUGGUGCAGGUCAGGUUGUUUUUCACAUUAGCGUCUCUGGUAAAUACACACUAUAUCAAAUAAAAUCUACGUUUAUUUGUCACAUGGACAGUUUACAGAAGGUGUAAACGGUAAAGUGAAAUGGUUACUUGCAUAGUAGCAAUAUCAAAAACAGAAAGUGUCCAGAUAUAAAUCUUUUAUAAUUAUUAGAUGACGCUUAUCCAGACACUCUUGUCUAAAUUGAUGGGUCAUGUGAAAGAAAUGCUAUAACCACCCCCCCCAUAGCCACAUCUAGCUAAGUGGAUGGGUCACUAUUGUCGAAACAUGUACACAUGUUCAUGAAAUACAAUAGAUGGCCGUAAUCACCCCCAGACACACCUGGCUAACUUGAGGGGUCAUGUCUUUUGUUUAGAAACAAUGGACCGGCAUAAUCCCAACUCAUACUACUAACACCAAUACAAACUGAUUGUCACAGCUGUAGUAUGAAUCUGCAGGUAGCUAAAACUAACCAACUACCGUAUUUUCCGCACUAUAAGGCGCACUUAAAAGCCUUUAAUUUUCUCAAAAAACGACAGUGCGCCUUAUAAUCCGGAGCGCCUUAUAUAUGGAUCAAUAGGUUAAUUGGUUGAUCCAUACUGGUUGUACACGGCGCUCAAGGUGCUCUGUCAAAAUGUUUCAGUAUGAAAAACCAAUAAAAACAAUUCAAUAAUAAUGAAAUGUUUCAGUACGACUGGUAAACUACAAAGCCGCACCACUUGCAGCAUUACGGUAGCCAGUACACACCGGUAUUGUGCUUACUCACAGUCCCACACCACUUGUGUGUGUAUAAAGACCCCAAAAUGGCACCUUUCAAGAGACACGCUUACGACGCAGAGUUCAAGCUCAAGGCUGUCGGUCAUGCAGUAGAAUAUGGGAAUAGAGCAGCAGUGAGAGAAUUCAACAUUAAUGAAUCAAUGGUACGGAAGUGGAGGAAGCAAGAAGAUGACCUGCGCCAAGUAAAGAAGACUAAACAGAGUUUCCGCGGGAACAAAGCAGAGUUAGAGGACAAACUCGAACAGUGGGUUGUUGAACAGAGAGCAGCAAGUAGAAGCGUCUCUACAGUCACUAUUCGAAUGAAGGCAACAGCGCUAGCACGGGACAUGACAAUCGAUGAAUUUCGAGGCGGUCCUUCUUGGUGCUUUCGUUUUAUGAAAAGACGUAAUCUCUCCAUCCGCACACGAACUACCGUCUCGCAGCAACUGCCAAAAGAUUACCAAGAAAAGCUGGUCACUUUCCGCGCAUACUUCAAAAAGAAGAUCACUGAAAAGAAGAUCCGGCCAGAGCACAUCACCAACAUGGACGAGGUUCCACUCACCUUUGAUAUUCCCGUGAACCGCACUGUGGAGAAAACGGGGACCAGUACGGUGUCUGUACGUACCACAGGGAAUGAGAAGUCAUCCUUCACUGUAGUUCUCGCCUGCCAGGCUAAUGGCCAGAAACUUCCACCCAUGAUUAUUUUCAAGAGGAAGACCUUGCCAAAAGAGAACUUUCCAGCCGGCGUCGUCAUCAAAGCUAGCCCGAAGGGAUGGAUGGAUGAGGAAAAGAUGAGUGAGUGGCUGAGAGAAAUUUACGUCAAGAGACCGGGUGGCUUUUUCCACACAGCUCCGUCCCUAUUGAUCUACGACUCAAUGCGCGCCCAUAUCACCGAUGCUGUCAAAAAACAAGUGAAGCAAACUAAUUCGGAGCUUGCCGUCAUUCCGGGUGGAUUAACUAAAGAACUCCAGCCGCUAGAUAUUGGUGUCAACAGGGCGUUCAAAGCUAGACUGCGAGCUGCGUGGGAGCAGUGGAUGACAGAAGGCGAACACACGUUCACCAAGACGGGGAGACAGCGCCGGGCGACUUACGCCACUAUCUGCCAAUGGAUCGUGGAUGCCUGGGCUGAUAUAUCGGUCUCAACUGUGGUCAAAGCUUUCACGAAGGCAGGAAUAAUCUCUGAACUGCCAGGCAACAGCAGCGACACUGACUCGGAUAAUGACGAGAGGGAGCCGGGCAGGUUGGAUGCCGUAGUCGCCCAACUGUUCAAUUCGGACACUGAAGAAGAAGAAUUCGAGGGGUUCGUGGAUGGGGAAUGAACUGAAAAAGUGAGCUUUACGUGUUAUAUGUAACUGAACAAUGUUGAGUUAUGCACUAACGUUUGAUUUAGUGGUAUCAGACUGUUUCUUUUACUACGUGUUUACUGAAUCAGGGAAAGGUUCCCCUCCACGUUUGGGAGAAGAGUGAGCAAGGCUGGGAGAUAUUGUUAAUAUGCACAUUAACGUUUGAACAACAUUACCAUGGGAGUGAACGGAGUUGUCAGAACGCUUAAUAAAGUUUGACUUUAUCUGACUGUUUUGUUGACAUUCCUUUUAGCACAGCUCCAUCUAGUGGAUGCAUAACGCAACCCCAGUCAAUUCGUUUGACUACAGUAUCUUAUAAUCCGGUGCGCCCUAUACAUGAAAACAGUUCUAAAAUAGGCCAUUCAUUGAAGGUGCGCCUUAUUAUCCGGUGCGCCUUAUAGUGCGGAAAAUACGGUAGGUUCAAUGUUAGCUAGCUAGCUAACAUUAGGCUAUAACUAGCAAUGCAAAUGAGUUUCUGAUUCAAAUAAUAUUAUUACUCAGAUCAUACACUUAACGUUAGCUAGUGAGCCAGCAAGCUAACGUUCGCUUUAACUUGCAAUGAAAACGACUUUCUGACAAAAUUAGAAACUUAUAAUAUUUAAAAAUUGUAGCUAGACUCUUACCCGUAUACAUGGAUGAACGCUUCAUGGUAGGCUGGAACCAUUUAACUCCAUUUUGUUUGUUUAUCACUUGUUUGGCCAGCAUUUUGUCAAGUCACUCCGGUUCACACUGACCGUGGCAUGUUUAGAAAGUAGCCCAUCACAACUUUUUCCAACUGAUCUGUCGAUAGCGCCUGCUAAAUUCAGGGCAUCAGUGUUGCUGAGAAAAGUAGCAAAACUUUUGUAGUUCUCGAUGGCUAACGUUAUAUCGUUCAAAAAACGUUGUGGUAGAAAGGACUAUCAACACAUACUGAGCAGCUCACGUUAUAGACAGAAGCAUGCUAUAUGGCAGACCAAUCCAAACUCAUCUCCCGGCAUGUCCAGCCCAUCCAUUAUCUCAGCCAAUCAUGACUAGCGGGAAGGUUCCUGUCUUUUUCCAUGGCUAAACCAACUAGGCGUGUAAUUUAACAAUUGUAUUCGUAUUUACAGAUGGAAUAGAAGUUUGUUAUUAAGACACAUGUAAGAUCACAUGUUCCAGAAGUCAUUUCUGCAAAAAAUAACGCAUUUUGAUAAAUAAAAUAAAAAGACGUUCAAAUGCCUCUCUUGUGAAGUAGUGACGUGCGACAUACGCCUAGCUUCCUGAAACGGGUCACAUAUGCCUCUAUAUUUAUGUGUGGGAAUACUUGGGAACGGAUUUCCUCAAUUAAAAUCACUUUGAGAAAUGAAAUGUAUUUUUGGCAGUGUAGGAAUGGUGUUAUUCUCUCAUGCAGUAACUGCUACAGUAAUAGUGUAAUGGAUAUUUGUAUUUUAUUUUUUAACCUUUAUUUAACCAGGUAAGCCAGUUGAGAACAAGUUCUCAUUUACAACUGCGACCUGGCCAAGAUAAAGCAAAGCAGUGCGAUAAAAACAACAACACAGAGUUACACAUGGGAUAAAACAAAACAUAUUACAUAGGACCAAAGUGCUAAUCGUGUAAAGACUCUGGCUAUGGUCUGAGCAUGUGUGUUUUACUAAACUGCUUAAUCAUCUACCUGACCUUGAUAAAGGAUACGUCUCCUCAAAUGUUCAAUUUUGUAUAUUUAUCACACUUCCUACAGUAGGCUUUGACUGUCUGCCUCCAAUAUGAGGGUUACAAUACAAACAAUGCAUCAGAUAGAAAGUAUUCAGUAGCAUUCAAUGUUCUCUAAGUCAAAUAUCAUACUCAAGUGGGGCUUAUUGGCUAUUUCGAAUGUACUGUACUCAAUCAUUCCCAAUGAUUUUGAAAUAUUCUUAUUUGUAAUCAGUGGACCUUAGAAUUGAGAACACCCCCACAAUAUUAUGUGGAACGGCAAUGAUUUGGAACACCCAUAUAAUUUCAAUCAGCACAAGACAUACUUUUCCAAAUGUAGGAAAUUACAUUCUAGAUUUAGCUGAUUGUUGAGAUAGCAUGUUGUUUCGAAGACAAAAUAAAACAUCCAGGAUGAUAUUACAGUUGAAUAAUUUCAUGCAUUUUACAUUAAAUGCGAAACUAAUUUCAAUAAUGCAAUAAAAUACCCCAGUAAAAACCUCUCAACAUCAAAAUGGGGUUAAGGUGGUGUGGCAGUGGGCAUGGUCAAUGGUGCGGUUGCCGACCCAAUUUUAUGAGGCCCUCCUGUUGGCUGCAGAGACAAAAUGUUGCUGUUUUAAAGCUAAUUUCCUGCACUUCUACACAUUUCGCCAUAGGGCGGAGAGAAAAUGUUACAGUUUUAAAGCUAAUUUCCUGCAAUUCUACACAUUUUGCCAUGGGGCUGAGAGAAAAUGUGCAGUUUUAAAGCUGAGUGUACACAACAAUAAGACAUAGACUGACCUGGUGAAAGCUAUGAUCCCUUGUUGAUGUCACUUAUUAAAUCCACUUUAAUCAGUGUAGAAAGAUUUAAGUGCCUUUGAACGAAGUAUGGUAGUAGGUGCCAGGCGCACCGGUUUGUGUCAAGAACUGCAACACUGAUGGGUUUUUCAUGCUCAACAGUUUCCCGUGUGUAUCAAGAAUGGUCCACCACCCAAAGGACAUUCAGCCAUAUUGACACAAAUGUGGGAAGCAUUGGAGUCAACAUGGGCCAGCAUCCCUGUGAAAUGCUUUCGACACCUUGUAGAGUCCAUGCCCCGACGAAUUGAGGCUGUUUUGAGAGUAAAAGGAGUUGGGGGGUGCAACUCAAUAUUAGGAAGGUGUUUCUAAUGUUUGGUUAACUCAGUGUAUAUAGGUCCAUUAUAUUUUCUACACACUUUAUAUCUGGUUUUAGUCAUUUAAGAAAUACCAGCCCACCAGCCAAUAAAAUGUUCUCUAGUUGUGACAGGAAAUGAUAGAUUAUACCCCGUUUCAAGACCUAUACCAUUAUAAGAACACUGACUUGUUAUUGCCUCAGCCAUUCUGUAUUAAAUAUAUUCCUUCUUGUCAGACAUGCUUCUUUUUCACGUUAGUCUUGUUUUAUUGGGUUUAUUUUCAUCUGUCUCAUUUCUCUCCCUAAUUAUGAUUGUUCUGUCAUCAUCAGGGAGUGACAAUACAAAGUUGUCCCUAAUGAACAAGUACAAGGACAACAUCAUCGCCACCAGCCCCAUCGACAGCAAUCACCUGCAGCAGAAUACUCUCCUCCCCCACAACACCUCCACUGGCCAACGCAAACAACGUCUGUCCAGUAAAACUCGAGGUGAGUCAUCCAUCUAUUUGAUCCAUAUUUUUGAUCAUUGUCACGUGUACCAGUAAAAUACUAUAUCUGCAUCCCAAUGGCACCCUAUAUUCUGUUUAAAGUGCGAUUCUUUUGACCAGGGCUCAUAAGGCUCUAGUCAAAAGUAUUGCACUAUAUAGGGAAUAGGGUGCCAUUUGGGAUACAGAUCAUGAAAGAGAAAAAGACUGAAAAAAGGGGGCAUGUCAUUCUGAAAUGAGACACCAGUUCGUUCAGUUGACCCUGAUCAUAAUCCACUUUGCUCCAUGACUGACUAGUGUGAAUGGUUUAUUUUCAGGUUAGAAAAGCAAUUAUAGUUGUGUGGGAUGUUAUGGGGAGGUACAAAUGGCAAUGUCACGCUAACCAACUAACUGAGCAUUCAGUGGUAGCUAGUGAACUAAAGAGAUGUUGUGUAGUAAUUUUACAGUUAAAUAGUGUCUACCAUUAUAUCAUUUCCAUCUCAUUUUGUGAAUUGUGAGAAACAAACACGACUCUGGUUUCAGACACUGUUCCUUUGCAUUCUUAUCCUCAUGUACUUUGUGAUUCUCAGUGAGUCUAGGAGAAUGUUCCCUUUUCUGACCUUGGUUGAAAACCUGUAUAGUGAAUAUGCACCUGCAAUGGCUUUUGCUCCAUAAUAAGAACUUAAAUCAAAGCUCGCUGAGGAAGAAAAAAACAAACCCAACAAAACCUUUUAUCAAUAAUAGACUGAGAACAGAGAGAGCAGUUUACUUAACACAGCACAAUAAUGACAUUUUCACUUGGUAUUCCAGGAAGCUUCUUAGGCAAAACAGAAGAUAAAUGAGCUGAUCACUUUCAGGACAGAACAUGCUAAAGAUCCAAUCUGUUAGGUCUUAAUUCAAUGACAAAAUAAAAGCAUACCAUGUCUGCAAAAAAGCCUCUCUGUCUCUCAAGAGUUGUGAGCAGCCUUUGGUCUUCUGCUCUCUGAAAGGAAUCUCUGACAGCCCUACGGCCCACUCUGAAAGAGAUUGCCGCCUUCAGAAUUCAACAUACACCAUUUGCAUAUGUAUUUAGUUCAAUUUGUUUAUUUGGUACAUUAGAGGACAAAGCACAAUGGAGGAAAACUGUAAAUUCACUAUCGGUUUCUCUGCUCUUGAUGUUUAAAACGGUGAAACAGCGGAUCCCCUUGUGACAGCUUUUUUCUCCAUAACAAAAUCCUCUGUGGUUCUAUGUACAAAGUGUACACAGGCCAGUACAUCUGAAUGACUAAGCCCGAGAUUAUGUUUGCUUCAUCUAUUGUUUUUGUUUGGACUUGCAUUUUAAUCCGAGUGAUAAAAUAUGCACAUGCACAUACACAUGUAAGGUCCUUUUGCUAUUCUCAGUGGACAUUUGACAGCGGUAAGGACUGGGAGGAAGCUUUUACGCCUCAAAUGUUGAUGCCUCCUUCAAAUGUGCUGCAGAAAAGUGUAUGGCAAGCCAAACAGCGAAGUUGGAGGGAGGGCAGAGUCUUUGUCACAGCUGUUGUCUGUUUGGUGUUUGUUGUCUGCUUCGAGGAACCCUUGUCUUUUUAUACAGAACCCUUCAGUCUGUUGUUCCUAACGGUAAAUUGAAGUUUUAGACUCAAAGCAUCCUUACUCUAUCAUUUUAAUUGUAGCAUACAAUAGGGAUCCUGCCAUAAAAUUCUUCCACAAAAUAUUUGAAACAACAAGCCCAAAGGUGAAGCUGUGUCUGAAUUUGGAGUCAGAAGUCACAAUCGUUUUUGGAUGUUAACGCUGUUCAAGAUUCUCAUCUGUGUCCCAGCGGUAAUUCUCAUGCAAUCACCUGCUCUAUUUACACAUUUUGGAGUCACUUCUCUCUACAGUUGUUGUGGUUACAAGCCUUUUGUCAGAUUUCUUUAGGUAGUACUCCUGUGGGUUCUUGCAGCUCUCUUCAUGAGCAAUUGUCAUUCCAGUAUCAUUGUCGCUGCUGCCAAAAGUACUCUAUAUUUAUUGAGUUCCGGCCCCUUGAAAGCUCAGAACAAAAUAACUUUGUUGUAAGACGUGUUUGCACCUGCAGUGCACACUGAGUGCUAAGCUACAUUAUAUGUUAAAUAUUUAAAAGAGCCCAUAUUUUAUUUGUUGCCAUAGUGCUUUGGACCUUUGGCCCCUUGCCUAAUUGUUGAGGCGAACACAUUCUCUUCAAACUGCUGCAUGUGAUUUGUCGUUAAUUAAUUGAAGGUGCUUUAAUUCUUCUUUGUAACCUAGACAAAAACACAUUGUAUCUUAAGUGUCAUUUGGAUAUUUGUUUCACCUUCUUUCACAAUUAUAGUUUUUGUCCUUGAUGAAAAUAAUUAUUUAAAUGUUGUUUUGUCAGGAAUUGUUAUAAGGCAUAUUGUUUUUGUAGUUUAUAGUUGUCAAAUUGUGUUUGCCUUUGCAUAUUGUUAUCAAGUCAAUGUCAUUCUGCUGAAACAAUGCCGUAGUAAUGCCAUCUUGUGCAUGAAACACCUUGUUCUUUACAGUUCUUUUCAAGACAGUGCUUCCACUUUGUCCGAUUUGUAUGUUUGCCAGAGACAUUUUUAUUCACCCUUUGUUUUGGAGAAAACUUUUGUGGAUUAAUUAAAUGCAAUGUCUUGGUUUGGAUUUUUAAUGCUAUUGUCAAUUCGAAAUUAAGUAAGUGGUGCUAUGAUUUCAAGCUGAGCCAGCAUAGCUUUAAUCUUUGAUGGAUUGGAUUUGUCUGCUUACUUUGUGAUAGCAAGACUACUAAAACUUGUAAGAGGAGCUAUAUCACAUCCUCAUUAAAUUAUAGGUUUCAGUGGUCCUCUGUAGCACAGCUGGUAGAGCACGGCGCUUGUAACGCCAAGGUAGUGGGUUCGAUCCCCGGGACCACCCAUACACAAAAAUGUAUGCACGCAUGACUGUAAGUCGCUUUCGAUAAAAGCGUCUGCUAAAUGGCAUAUUAUUAUUAUAAUGAUCAUGCUUCUAACAAAAUACAGUCAUUCCAAUGUAGCCUGUAUAGGCUAUUCAAAACAAUACCCUGUUAGAUAUAUUUUGUUCACAAUGCCAAAAUCUUUUAAUCUAAUGGCUUCAAUGAGAUGAUUGUCAACAUUUAUCAGUGUAUUGUCCCCUGCGUUGUACCAGAACAGGACCAUCGUCCAUCUCUGUAACGGAUAGUGGAUUUAAAGUCAAAAUAUGGACUGACACAAACUGUAUUAUCCCCCUACUGAGGAUACCCACUCCACGGCCCGGUCUUAUCAUGCAUCUCUCUUCCUCAUGCAACAUAAUCAAAGCAUUUGUCCUGUUCUGCGCUGGGCAGGGUAAACAGAGCUUGCGUCCCAAAUGGCACCAUAUUGACUAUAUAGCGCACUACUUUUUGACUCUGCUCAAAAGUCCUGCACUGUAUAGAGAAUAGGGUGCCAUUUGGGACGCAAGCUAGAGUCAUGUUGGUUUCAUUUAUUGCGACAGAAUACCAUUAGAUGUAUGCUGGUGUUAUUGUGACUUUCAUAAUUUCCACCCUUCCACCUCAUGAAUCCAUUUAUUCAUUACUUCCUGAGAGAGGGUAUAGCUAGCUGUAUGUCAUAUAUAGAAUAUACUGAAGAUAGACAUGUUUUAUAAAAGCUGAUGUAAAUUUAGCCCACUGUUCCAGUUAUUCUUUUCCAUUAGUACCAGAGCAUGAUCAAAAUAUGAAAAUGUAACAACAAUUUGCUGUUUAACAGACUCCAAAACAUGCCAUUAUCUUUUGCAUGUACAAUAUGGCUAACACUGCUACAAGCAGAACAAUAUAUUGUGUAACUCACAGCUCCAAUCAACCCCCUGGCAGACAUCUUUUGAAACAUGAAUUAAAGGUAGUGCUGAGCGAUUAACCAACAUUUCUGUUAUUUUUCCGUUUUUAAACAACUAAUUGACUGAAAGAUUUUUUCUGUGAGCUCAAUGCACAGUUUCUCUAAAGAUAAAUCAGAUCCAGCCUGAACUGUGCGAUGUAGUAUGGAGUUGUAGUUUGCCAACAGGCCAAUAUUCUACAUAGUUUAGUGCAUAAAACGUGGGAAUUAACUACAAUGACCAUAAUCCAUUGUGCAUCUACUUGUCUGGUCUGUGUUUCUUUUACGCCUGCUACUGAAGAGAGACAAAUGCACGAUCGUGAGGUGAUAUAGAGGGAAGCUGUUGGUUCGUGAGGUAUCUCUACCUGAAAAUGUAUAGUUGGUAUUUAGCAGUCAUUAAAGUAUGCCUUAUUUACAUUGAAGAACUACAAAAUAGUGAUUUUGGCAGACAGCAUAGGCAGCAGCUCUAUUGAGAUGAGAUUACUUGGAAUUAAAUAAUAAAGUAAUCAAAUAAAACUAAUGUAAUAUACACAACAACUGAAAUAUUUUAUUAAAGUAAUGUAAAUAAAUGAUGGUUAAUAAGUGAUAAGUAGUAAUGGGCAGACACUACCAUCAUGGGAAUUGUAUUAAUUGUUUUAUUCUGUGUUGUUACAGCAUUCAACCCACAUAAUACACAAUGCAUUUAAUGUUUAAAAAAAUAAUCUAAAUCGAAAAUCGUGAUUCGUUUUUAAUAAUCGAACCGAAACCGAACUGCCUUCAAAAAGCACUAAUCGCUCAGCACUAAUUAAAGGUCACAUUUAGUGGUACAGGAACGUGGCUAUUAGUACAGAUGCCUCAAGUUCUCAGUUUCACUAUCAAUAUUUUGAUACAGCAACACAUUUUCAUUUUCAGGCAAUGUUCUACUUGUCAUUUUACUGUAAUGAUUACAUAUGGCAAUUAAUAUGGUGAUGUAGAAAAAAAAGACUGAACAGCCUUGCUGUAUAAAUUGCUCAAAAUCAAGUGCAGAAUGUGUAGAUGGACAUUCCAUGCAUUGCCAUACAAACAGAACAGCGGAGACAUAAUUAUUAUGAUGAGAGGUUUUUGUUGUGAAUUCUGCAGCGGGUUCAACCUUCUUGAACCCGGACGGGGACUCCGGCACGGAGGCCGACAGCGAACCUCAGCUGACCUUUUACACUGAUCCCAAUCGCAGCAGGCGCCGCAGUCGAGGUAUGAGAAAUGGUCACGCCAACAGCGCGUGGGGCUCAGGGGGUAAGGAAGGAAUAUUAUACUGUACAUACAUCAUCUGAUUUCAUACUUGCAUGAUGACAAUUAAAAAUACAUACAUCAGAGUAGAUGAAUGGACAACAAAUGUAUGUGCUUACAGUACUUGUGACACAUACUGUACACAUUCUCAUUAGUGUUGUGCGGGUCAGCUGUUUGUUCACCCACACCCACCCGCAAUUGCUAAUAACCCAUCCACAACCGCCUGACUAUAUGUAAUAAAGUGAAAAUCUGAGGCCCACACCUGACCCUAACCCGCAAAUUUAGAAAAUGUGCUGUAAGCUACAGUCAAAGACAGCAGAAUUAUUUUGACAGUGGGUGCAGGAUUUUUUUUUGCCUGAUUUAGAAAUGUUUCUGCUUAUAAUUUCCGACAUUUUGGUAGGCUAUUUGUUAGUCAACUUGUCUAUAAUUAGAUACAUGCAGCUUCUCUUCUGCCAUUAUACACUGACUGUACAAAACAUUAAGAACACCUUCCUAAUAUUGAGUUAAACCACCCCCCCCCCCCCCGACCCUUUGCACUCAGAACAGCCUCAAUUCAUCGGGGCAUGGACUCUAGAAGGUGUUGAAAGCGUUCCACAGGGAUGUUGGCCCAUGUUGACUCCAAUGCUUCCCAUAGUUGUGUCAAGUUGGCUGGAUGUCCUUUGGGUGGUGGACCAUUCUUGAUACACACGGAAAACGGCACUUAAAUAUUUUGUCUUGCACAUUCACCCUCUGAAUGGCACACAUACACAAUCCAUGUCUCAAUUGUCUAAAGGCUUAAAAAUCUACACUGAUUGAAGUGGAUUUAACAAGUGACAUCAAUAAAGGAUCAUAACGUUCACCUGGGUUCACCUGGUCAGUCUAUGCCUUGGAAAGAGCAGGUGUUCUUAUUGUUUUGAACACUCAGUGUAUGUUGCCCUAGAAGACUAAAUAAACUCUUGCUCAACAGAAUAAAUCGGUAGAAUGAAUGCUUCAAUCUAGUUGACAUCGGUAAAGUUCUCUGUCAUAUUUUGCGGAAGAAAAUGCAAUAACUCAAAAACUGGAAAGAUUUUCUGUGCAAAUGAUAUCAGUUUGACCGGUUGUAAGGAAAUAGAAAGCUGUGAAAACGACCCAACAUGUUUCUGAUAAGAUUUCAGUUUGGCUCGGAUGCAUAUUCAAUAUUGGUAAAAUACUAUGAGCUUUUAUGAUGCUGAUAAAGAUAGCGCCUCUACAGAUGGUAUCUAAUCGAGCAUUCGCGUUCUCUCAAGAUGCUGAAAUAAAUAAAUCAAAUUUCUCCACUCCUGUUCCCGAGUCAAAAUGUUGCCUAUAUUUGGUGUAUUUUACUGCAAUAAUUGCUCAAUUCUGCUGGGAACAGGAGUGUCCAGAUUUCAGUUUCCAUUUAACCCAUUUGACCAGUAGGCUACAGUUCCCUUGAUGUGCCAUUGGCCUAUUUGAAGUCCCUGUCUUGUGACUGUAGAAUUUGUAGGCCUAUAGCGCCUCACAAUCACCACACAUAACAUAGCCGGCACUGCUAUCAUCCUCUUUUACCACUUCACCAAAUCUUUCCCAAACAUGACUUUUCUGGCCCUCCCUUCCCUUUAUUUUCAACUCUCCUUUCACAGCUUUUCUCUUAUUGAAUUAAAUAAACUCCGACAUUGUCCUUUUUGCCUCCAUGGAUUGAUGUUAACAUUUUCUGCCUAUUCCCAAAAGCAUUUGGCGAUUGACGUGUAGGCUAUUUGGCGCGUGUACAGUUAGGGCCUUAAGCUUAGGCUUGUGCACUAAUGCCAGAUAGCCUAAAAUAAUUUAAGAAAAACCUAAAUGUAGCCUAUAGAUAUAAAUUGCACUAGAAUGAUAGAUUGAUGGAUUUCCUAAGGGAUUGUUUUCUCUUUAUUCAACCCGCCCGCCGCCUAACUGCCCAACCACCCUUCAACCACACAAUAUUUAAUGACCCUAAACCCGUCCGCCCCGUAGAUAUAACCGCAUGACUGUGGGUUUAGAGUCGACCCGCGCAAAACUAAUACACAUGCAUUCAAACAUUCUCUCUUUGCUAGAAAUCAUGGUUGUUGCAAACAAUGUGCUGUGUUCUAACCCAUGUGAGUAUGUGUGCGGUUUUGCUGUCUGCCUAACUAAAGACAAUAGUGUGUCUAGCAUUGUAAUGUUUGAAGUAAAGGAAGCGAUUGGCUGGUUGUUGUGUGACAGUAAAUACAGCAUGGGGUCAACAGUAUGUUUGUGAGCAUGCUAUAUAUCCUUGGUGCUGUGAUGUACAGUAAUGAUGUGGGGGAACUGAAUGCCCCUAACACUGAGCUGUCAGCCUACAAGCAUCUGAACGAACAAACAUAGCAUGCCUGCCUCAACAUCCUCAAAAGCACCUUCAACCAAUUAAGCUUUUGUUAUCUGCAUAGGUGUCACAAACACAGCAAGUAACCAACACCUUUAAUUAGUAAAAAGUGUAUAUAUAUAUAUAUAUAUAUAAUAGAAGGUGUGUUUCUAUACAUUCCCUCGCAUAUUACUUGAACAGCGAAGCUGAUCAAAAUAAAUGUUGAUUUGAUCAGACAGUACAUUGUUUAUUUUUUGUUAUCAAAUCAAGUCAAAUCCAAAUGUAUUGGUCACAUACACGUGUUUAGCAGAUGUUAUUGCGGGUGUAGCGAAAUAUUUGUGUUUCUAGCUCCGACAGUGCAGUAAUAUCUAACAAGUAAUAUCUAACAAUUUCACAACAUAUACCCAAUACACACAAAUCUAAGUAAAGCAAUGGCAUUAGGAAUAUAUAAAUAUAUGUAUGGACGAGCAAUGUCAGAGCGGCAUAGACUAAGAUACAGUAGAAUAGUAUAGAAUACAGUAUAUACAUAUGAGAUGAGUAAUGCAAGAUAUAUAAACAUUAUUAAAGUGACUAGUGUUCCAUUUAUUAAAGUGGCCAGUGAUUUCUAAUCUAUGUAUAUAGGCAGCAGCCUCUUAUGUGCUAGUUAAGUUUAUUUAACAGUCUGAUGGCCUUGAGAUAGAAGCUGUUUUUCAGUAUCUUGGUCUCAGCUUUGAUGCACCUGUACUGACCUCGUCUUCUGGAUGAUAGCGGGCUGAACAGGCAGUGGCUCGGGUGGUUGUUGUCCUUGAUUAUCUUUUUGGCCUUCCUGUGACAUCGGGUGCUGUAGGUGUCCUGGAGGGCUGGUAGUUAGUGGGUUGUUAUCCGGAUACCUGAAAUGAUGUUACCGAAACACAAUACCAUCUAUAGCAGUGGUCACCAACCGGUCUAGCAAAUCAAGUGCACCUACAGGCCUACCGCUGGCCAAUCAGAUAGCUCAGAUCGCCGUGUCCGCACAGUUUCCUCGAGCCUUAAGCCUCGAGCACACAGCGAAGUUGAUAUUGUGAGAUUUCAAUACUUUUAAAACCAUGACUAGAGACACAACGAAUACAGCAAUGAGCUGCUGUUUUUAUGAGUUAGUUCAUGUUUAAGUUGUUAUUCAGCACUGUCAACCCUUUGUUCAACACUUUUAUAAGCCAUAAAAUGUGUGUUCUCCCUAGGCCUACUUCGACUCGUGCUACAACCAGCACUGCAGCUGCAAUUAAUGAGUAUAGCAAAGUGAUCCGAUAAGCUUGCGUUGUUAUUAUUAGCGGCUUGCGGCUUUUUUAACAUCGAGGAAUGUUUCACUUUCUCUGGUCAUAGGAGUAACAGCAUGAAUUGGUGCAUGAAGCAAAAAUAAUGCAGUGCGAUUUGAGUUUGGCCAUCAGCUGGAAGACUGUGUCCCCUUUUCUCAGCAAAGGGACGGGGAGCCUCACCACUGCUCUCUCCCUCCUUCCCUCCCUCCUCUCAGAGUGACCAUCAGAUGCAGGCCAUCAGCCCAGUCAAAGAAAAAAAUCUAAUGAUUAUGCUCACUCAGCUGUGCCUCACAAGUACUACAACAAAUGAUCUAUUACCAGUGUGUUUAUAUACCUCAAAUUGGUCUGAGAAGAACAACAUUGGCAGGGCAACUCAAGCAUAGCCAAUAUGCAGUCAUAAUGUAUUGGGCCUAUAGCCUACUGCACAAACCUCAUUGCUACAGAACAGUUUUUAAUUGGUUAAUGUUGCAUAGUCUUCCUUGUUUUAAGUCAUGUUGUAAAAAUAAAUCUGAGCAGUAGAUCUCGGCUUGCGUUUUGACCCAGAAAGUGAUCUUGACUCAGAAAAGGUUGGUGACCACCGAUCUAUAGAUUUGAAAAAAAGAUGUGCAGAGAGAGUGUCAUAAUGAUGGAAUGUGUUUUUCAAUCCUUCUAUUUUUGUUUAAAAAUGAGAAUGGAUCAAGUUUGGGGCUUUGUGUCAAAUUACAAAGAAGGCAAUAGGAGUUAUGAGAUUAUUUUCCUGUAAUAAGUUCAAUAUGUGGGUGGAUUUCUUUUACAAGUUAGGUCAUGGUAUUACUCUGUAGUAUUUUGUUUUUAAGGAUUGCCCUAAGAAAUAUUCUUAAUUAGGAAGUUCUGCCUGAGUUAUUUUAAAAAUGCUAAAAGGGACAUUAAUCAAGUAACAUUGGAUAGGGAUAAAUAAUCACUUCUAGCAGAGCUGGAGGCUGUUAUUGGCUUCCUAUAUUAGAGGUCAGAUUGUUGUGGGUUGGGGUGUGUCUGCGUGUGUUUGUGUGUGUUUGUGCAUGCUAUAUGUAGGAGACUACCCACUCUUGAUUAAAAGGAAUGAAUGAUGAACUCUGGUGGGGCUGCACCCAAGCAGUUGGCAGGAAAGGAAAAGAACGCAACCUCUGAAAUGCUCUCAUUUGGGCUAUGUUCUUCUUCUUAUUUCUUCAGUUGGCUGGUGGCUGGUGGCAGUGGCACCCUUCAAAGGUACACUCUUAUCAUCCCACCAGCGAGACUUGGCAAGCCAUAUCUCCCAAAGCUACCGGUUUAAUACAGAGGUCCCUUUCAUGGGCAGUAAGCCCAGUGAUGCCUUGUUUGUAAGCGACUCCCUUGGUGGAGGUGCUGGAGGGAAUAAAGGGUGCAUCCCCACUCCCUAUUAUGGCACUAUAUUCCCUUUAUAGUGCACUACUUCUGACGAGAGCCCUAUGAGCCCUGGUCAGAAGUAGUGCACUAUAAAGGGAAUGGGGAGCCAUUUGGUGCAUAGCCACAGUGUGGUCAUAGCUUCACGUGCUUCCUUUUUAAUGUCUGUGUCCUUCUCUUUACCAGCAGGUUCACCACGAAGCCCCAUCAAUAAGACCACACUGACUUUGAUCAGCGUUGUCAGCUGUGUGAUAGGCCUGGUGUACUCCUCACACCUCUCCUGUGGCGUCAACGUCAGGGUCAUCCUUCAUGUGCCCGAGCACCUCAUCGCAGACGGUAAGGGGCGGGCACCUGCCCUCCUGAAACCCACAGGGGUAUAACUGUAUGCCACCCAGCUAACUCACUCCCAGACAAACAGAAAUGAGGAAAUGUCACUAGGCUGAUUCCACCUCUCUCUCUUCCCCUGUGAGACCACAACAGAUGUGCCCUCAAAGCAUCAAAGCACAAUCAGGCCAGGUUGUGGUGACCACCCACUGUAUCAUCACUCUUUCUCUCUCCAUUUUGUCUGUGCUUGGGUUGACUCGCUAAUGAAUUUCAGGGUAGCUAGCACCUGCAGAAAAGCACUACAGGCCAAGUAUUCACUCUUGGCUCAUUGGCAUUUUUUCAGCCAUCAUGGGAGCUGGCAGUCCAGAUAUAUUAUGGAGUGUGACUUGCCUUACUCAUCUAUCAUUCCAGGCCUUGAUUUGAUUCAUACCCGCCACUGUAUUCCACUGAUACUCUGGGUGGAAUUAUCAUUCCAAAAGACAUCCAGGGGAAGCAACUUUGAAAAGAGAUGAAAUAUUGUGGACUUUCCUUUUGAAUCGCAGGAACUCAGAUCGAUUUAGAACGUGUCCAUAAAUGUCUACACAAUCUUAUCUGACUUAAUGUAAUGUCAUGGUUAAGUUGAUAACAAUCCAGGUUUUUUCCUGAGAGAACCUUAUAUCUAUGCCACAGCUGUGUAUGCUAUGCACCUUCAAAAAUAUUGAAAUGAGUUGCCAGAACAUUGUGUCCUAUCCAUCUUUUUUUCAUCUGAGGAAAAGUAAUACUCAGAAAAAGUAUUCUUUUUUUGCAUUGUCAUAACAGUCUGUACUCUAUGGACUGUUGAAUAGAAAAGUUUAUAGAACUACUGAUGUACUGAAACUUUAAUUGACCAGGUAGGUACCUAAACAGUGUUUUCCAACAACCAACACUCCCUUCCCUUGUCCUCAGGGUCAAGGUUCAUUUUGCUGCAGGGCAGUCAACUGGAUGCAUCUGACUGGCUGAACCCGGCCCAGGUGUUGCUAUACUACCAGCAGAAUGCCAGCGGGCCUUGGAUCAAUGAGCUGUGUGGCCGCCGCAUUCUGGACCCCUGUGAACACCAGUGUGAUCCAGAGACAGGUACUAUACUGCAUAAUCACCGAUUCUCACACUCUAACAAUUAUACUGUAUCUGUGUGCAUUCACUGAAAUUCAAUAUUGAAUUGAAUUGAUUUUUUUUUUUUUGGGGGGGUGGAUAAUAUAACAAGAUAUGCAUUGGAUCCACAGAGGAUAGCACUUAAAUUCAUUAAUUCAAACACUUGUUACCAAAGUGGCCCUCAAAUGUUUAUGUACAGAAAACAAGAAAGAUGCAAAACAGAAUGGAAUAAUGUAUUUGUUGUUGUAUCACAGGUGAGUGACAGAGUGGCUAGCUAAAUAGAAAGAAAGUAAACUAAAGUAAACUAAAUGACUAAAAUGUAAAAUGUAAACGUUUUUUUGCAGCAAAGCCUAGAUACAGUAUACAGUAUAGCCAUACUGUAAGGACCAGUAUCUUGAUCCUCAAUUGGGUUGAAUGUCCAUUGAUUAGUUCAUUAAAAUGAUUUAGCAUCACUUGUCAACAAUUGAUGAGCAUUCACAGUUUUAUAAUUAUUCCUAACAAUAACCUUCCUCCCACAGCCAGUUGUUGACAAUAGAGCUCUGAUUCGCCAGCAAAACAGUUUGUCCCUCCCCACCCACACCAACUAGUUUGUGUUGACACAGUCAUACUUUUAUUAAGCUACAUCUAAAGCCAGUCACAGUAAAAUGAGCUCUUUUGAAACACAGCUGGGUACGAGAGAUGAGAUUGAAAAGUGAUUCUCUGUCUUUUGAAAUAGCUUGCAAUUAUGAAAUGUAAAAUUAAAUGUAAUUAUGUUCAAGAAUUGAGUUUGCAUACUGUUAAAAAAAAAACUCUAACUGAAGUUAUAGAUACAAGAUAAUAAUGAUACACAUUGGACAAUUAUUUGAGCAAGUACAGGUAACUGCCAAAAUAAAGGAAACACCAACAUAAAGUGUCUUAAUAGGGCGUUGGGCCACCACGAGCCAGAACAGCUUCAAUGCACCUUGUCAUUGAUUCUGCAAGUGUCUGGAACUCCAUUGGAGGGAUGCGACACCAUUCUUCCACAAUAAAUUCCAUCAUUUGGUGUUUUGUUGAUGGUGGUGGAAAACACAGUUUCAGGCGCUGCUCCAGAAUCUCCCAUAAGUGUUCAAUUGGGUUGAGAUCUGGUGACUGAGACGGCCAUGGCAUAUGGUUUACAUUGUUUUCAUGCUCAUCAAACCAUUCAGUGACCACUCGAAGCCCUGUGGAUGGGGGCAUUGUAUCAUCCUACGGGGGCAUAGCCAUGGCAGCCAUAUACAGUACAUGACCCUAAGCAUGAUGAGAUGUCAAUUGCUUAAUUACAGUAACUCAGGAACCACACCUGAGUAUCCCUCAUUUACACAGUGCUUGCCUACGGAGCUGUGAGGGGAACGGCACCUCCUUACCUUCAGGCUCUGAUCCUACACCCAAACGAGGGCACUACGUUCAUCCACCUCUGGCCUGCUAGCCCCCCUACCUCUAUGGAAGCACAGUUCCCGCUCAGCCCAGUCAAAGCUAUUCGCUGCUCUGGCACCCCAAUGGUGGAACAAGCUCCCCCAUGAUGCCAGGACAGCGGAGUCACUGACCACCUUCCGGAGACACUUGAAACCCUACCUCUUUAAGGAAUACCUGGAAUAGUAUAAUAGUAAUCCUCUACCCCCCCCUUUACUACCACUGUCUUUUGUCUAAACUAACACCUGACUUAUUUCACCUGCUAGCACUGACUUGUUUAAAGAAAUGUACUUAUUGUGAUCGAGAUGUAGUUGUCCCACUGGCUAUCCUAAGUUGAAUGCAUCACUUUGUAAGUCGCUCUGGAUAAGAGCGUCUGCUAAAUGACUUAAAUGUAAAUGUAAAAUUUACUUAAGUGUUUCCAUUAUUUUGGCAGUUACCUGUAUGAUACUAUACCUACAAGUAGGAGACCAUAAUUGUUAAAAUACCUUUAAAUUCCCCUGUCCAACAUACAAUAGUUAGACAAUUUAGAGUCCACCUGUGGUCCCACAGUUGACAGUGCAUGUCAGAGCAAAAACCAAACCAUGAGGUUGAAGGAAUUGUCCGUAGAGCUCCGAGACAGGAUUGUGUCGAGGUACAAAUCCGGCGAAGGGUACCAAAAAAUUUCUGCAGCAUUGAAGGUCCCCAAGAACACAGUUCUCUUCCUAGAGCUGGCCGCCCAGCCAAACUGAGCAAUCGUGGGAGAAGGGCCUUGGUCAGGGAGGUGACCAAGAACCCGAUGGUCACUCUGACAGAGCUCCAGAGUUCUCCGGUGGAGAUGGGAGAACUUCAAGAAGGACAACCAUCUCUGCAGCACUCCACCAAUCAGGCCUUUAUGGAAGAGUGGCCUGACGGAAGCCACUCCUCAGUAAAAGGCACAUGACAGCCCGCUUGGAGUUUGCCAAAAGGCACCUAAAGGACUCUCAGACCAUGAGAAACAAGAUUCUCUGGUCUGAUGAAACCAAGAUUGAACUCUUUGGCCUGAAUGCCAAGCAUCACAUCUGGAGGAAACCUGAUACCAUCCCUACGGUGAAGCAUGGUGGUGGCAGCAUCAUGCUGUGGGGAUGUUUUUCAGCGGCAGGGACUGGGAGACUAGUCAGGAUCGAGGGAAAGAUGAAUGUAGCAAAGUACAGAGAGAUUCUUGAUGAAAACCUGCUCCAGAGUGCUCAGGACCUCAGACUGGGGCAAAGGUUCACCUUCCAACAGGACAACGACCCUAAGCACACAGCCAAGACAACGCAGGUGUGGCUUCGGGAAAAGUCUCUGAAUGUCCUUGAGUGGCCCAGCCAGAGCCCGGACUUGAACCUGAUCGAACAUCUCUGGAGAGACCUGAAAAUAGCUGUGCAGCAACUCUCCCCAUCCAACCUGACAGAGCUUGAGAAGAGAAGAAUGGGAGAAACUCCCCAAAUACAGGUGUGCCAAGCUUGUGCGUCAUACCCAAGAAGACUCGUGGCUGUAAUCGCUGCAAAAGAUGCUUCAACAAAGUACUGAGUAAAGGGUCUGAAUACCUAUGUAAAUGUGAUAUUUCCGUUUUUUAUUUGUAAUACAUUUGCAAAAAUUCCUGAAAACCUGUUUUUGCUUUGUCAUUAUGGGGUAUUAUGUGUUGAUUGAUGAGGGAAAAAAACAUUUAAUCAAUUUUAGAAUAAGGCUGUAACGUAACAAAAUGUGGAAAAAGUCAACGGGUCUGAAUACUUUCCGGAUUCACUGUAUAUACAGUACCAGUCAAAAGUUUGGACACACCUACUCAUUCAAGGGUUUUUCUUUAUUUUUACUAUUUUCUACAUUGUAGAAUAAUAGUGAAGACAUCAAAACUAUUAAAUAACACAUAUGGAAUCAUGUAGUAACCAAAAAAGUGUUAAACAAAUCAAAAUGUAUUUUAUAUUUGAGAUUCUUCAAAUAGCCACCAUUUGCCUUGAUAACAGCUUUGUGCACUCUUGACAUUCUCUCAACCAGCUUCACCUGGAAUUAUUUUCCAACAGUCUUGAAGGAGUUCCCACAUAUGCUGAGCACUUGUUGGUUGCUUUUCCUUCACUCUGCCGUCCGACUCAUCCCAAACCAUCUCAAUUGGGUUGAGGUCGGGGGAUUGUGGAGGCCAGGUCAUCUGAUGCAGCACUCCAUCACUCUCCUUCUUGGUCAAAUAGCCCUUACACAGCCCGGAGGUGUGUUGGGUCAUUGUCCUGUUGAAAACAAAUGAUAGUCCCACUAUGCUCAAACCAGAUGGGAUGACAUAUCACUGCAGAAUGCUGUGGUAGCCAUGCUGGUUAAGUGUGCCUUGAAUUCUAAAUAAAUCACAGACAGUGUCACCAGCAAAGCACCCCCACACCAUAACACCACCUCCUCCAUGCUUUACGGUGGGAACUACACAUGCAGAGAUCAUCCGUUCACCCACGCCGCGUCUCACAACAACACGGCGGUUGGAAGCAAAAAUCUCCAAUUUGGACUCCAGACCAAAGGACACAUUUCCACCGGUCUAAAGUCCAUUGCUCGUGUUUCUUGGCCCAAGCAGAUCUCUUCUUCUUAUUUGUGUCCUUAAGUAGUGGUCUCUUUGCACAAUUCGACUAUGAAGGCCUGAUUCACACAGUCCCCUCUGAACAGUUGAUGUUGAGAUGUGUCUGUAAUUGAACUCUGUGAAGCAUUUAUUUGGGCUGCAAUUUCUGAGGCUGUUAACUCUAAUGAACUACAUCUGGGUCUCCCAUUCCUGUGGUGGUCCUCAUGAGAGCCCGUUUCAUCAUAGCGCUUGAUGGUUUUUGCGACUGCAUUUUAAGAAACUUUCAAAGUUCUUGAAAUUGUCGAUAUUGACUGACCUUCACAUCUUAAAGUAAUGAUGGAUUGUCAUUUCUCUUUGAUUAUUUGAGCUGUUCUUGCCAUAAUAUGAAUUUGGUCUUUUACCAAAUAGGGCUAUCUUCUGUAUACCCCCCUACCUUGUCACAACACAGCUGAUUGGCUCAAACGCAUUAAGAAGGAAAUAAAUUCCACAAAUUAACUUUUAACAAGGCACACCUGUUAAUUGAAAUGCAUUCCAGGUGACUACCUCAUGAAGCUGGUUGAGAGAAUGCCAAGAGUGUGCAAAGCUGUCAUCAAGGCAAAGGGUGGCUAUUUGAAGAAUCUCAAAUAUAAAAUAUAUUUUGAUUUGUUUAACACUUUUUUGGUUAGUACAUAAUUCCAUAUGAGUUAUUUCAUAGUUUGUUAUUUUAUGUCUUCACUAUUAUUCUACAAUUUAAAAAAUAGUAAAAAUAAAGAAAAACCCUUGUAUGAGUAGGUGUGUCCAAACUUAUGACUGGUAGUGUAUAUAUUCUUUAAUUUAUAUUCAUUAAUACUGCCAGGUUUUGUUGUUGAUUUUCAGCUAGUGUCACGACUUCCGCCGAGGCUGCCUCCCCUCCUUGUUCGGGCAGGUUUCGGCGUUCGUCGUCACCGGCUUACUAGCUACUGCCGCUCCCAUUCUCAUCACUCCACUUGUCUUGUCUUGUCAGUCACUCACACCUGGUGCUCAUCCCCUAAUUAGUCUGUGUAUAAGUGUUCCCUCUGCCCCCUUGUCUUUGUGAGUGAUUGUUCUAUGUGGGAGGAGAGUAGCUCGGUUGAGAUACUCUCUCAUUUAUUUUGCCAGGGUUGAUUUUCCCCUGUGUCAUUACAUUUAUUGUAUUUUCUGAGACUGUGUUUGGUCAGGGAGGAUUGUUUCCCCUGUACCUGUUUCGAUUGCCGUUGUAGGCGCAUUGUAUGUCUGGAAGGAAUACAUCUGCAUCUGGUUAUUUUACUCCUGCGUCUGACUCCGUCUAUCAUUCACCACAGAAUCACUCACCUUGUUGAAAUGGAGUCAGCAGGAGAAGACCGCAUGCCUGGAGUCGUGGCAAGGGUCCAGGAGCAUUCCACGAUGCUGGCCAGCUUGGGGGAAUCGAUGGAUCGUGUUCUUCAGGUCGUCCAACGCCUGGAGAGGAGAGGACCCGAUCUGUCGAGACCAGCUGGCCAACCGGAUCCAACCACCUACAUCCCAGCACCCGGAGGGAUCCAGAUAUCCUGGCCACCGGCAUUUGAUGGGACGGCAGCGCGCUGUAAAGGAUUCCUUCUCCAACUGGAGCUGUAUUUCUCCAGCAUCAGGCCGGCGUCAUUGGAGCGGGACAAGGUAUCCGUCCUCGUUUCCUGCAUCUGUGGGAAGGCCCUGGAGUGGGCCAGCGCGGUGUGGAACGAAGGAGGAGCCGCGUUGGAGGACUACAGGGAGUGCGCUCGCCUCUUUCGGGUGGUUUUCGAUCACCCUCCCGAGGGUCGAGAGGUAGGCGAGUGGCUGGUCCAGCUGAGGCAGGGGACGAGGACCACACAGGACUACGCGCUGGAGUUCCGGAUGCUGGCGGCGUGGUCCGGGUGGAACGAGCGGGCCCUGAUCGACCAUUUCCGGUUUCACCUACGGGAGGACGUCCGACGGGAGCUAGCCUGCCGGGAUGCCAUGCUAUCGUUCUCCCAACUGGUGGACAUGGCCAUCCGGCUGGACAAUCUGCUGGCAGCCAGAGGACAUCCUGGUAGGGGUCUGCCCGUUCCCACACCGGACGACUCGGAUCCCGAGCAGAUGCAGCUGGGUGGAGCCGCCGGUCGAGAGCGGAGGAGGACAGUGACAGUGCCACUCUGGUGGCACGAAGGGACAAUACACCUCACGUCGCAGUCAACGUUCUUUUGGGUCUGGAGGUGGUAGGCAGGGCACUCACGCAUCACCCCAGGUAUCGAACACCCACACUUGUUCAGAACCCUUUGCGGCGCACUGUACCCUAUCUAUCUCCUUUCCCAAUCACAUGGUAGUUCCCCAGUGUAAGGCGCUAGUCGAUUCAGGCGCAGCUGGGAACUUUAUGGGCAUUUGCACGCCGUCAAGGCAUUUCAUUGGUUCCCCUAUCCCCAUCAGAGCCCUUGAUAGUCGACCAUUAGGGUCAGGGUUAGUUAAGGAGGUUACUGUACCAGUCACCAUGAUCACCCAGGAGACUCAUUUUGAGCAGAUCACCUUUUUGAUUAUUGAAUCUCCUGCUUACCCUGUAGUAUUAGGUGUCCCGUGGUUAGCCCUUCACAACCGCAAUUUCUCAUGGCCGCAGAGGGUUCUUACGGGGUGGUCGCGUUUCUGUUGGUUCAACCACGGUGGAAAGUCCAGACGGUACCCCCACCGUGCGCAUUCCCCCCGAAUACCAUGAUCUGGCGCUCGCAUUUUCCAAGAUGCAAGCGAUUAAAUUACCACCUCAUCGGGAGGGGGAUUGCGCAACAAACCUUCCCCUGUCGCAGGCUGAAACGGAGGCUAUGGAGACAUACUUCACAGAGUCCCUGGGCCAGGGUUAUAUACGUCCCUCCACUACACCUGCUUCCUCGAGUUUAUACUUUGUGGAGAAGAAAAAUGGCUGUUUACGCCCGUGCAUUGAUUAUCGACCACUGAACAAGGUGACGAUACGAUUUAGUUAUCCUCUUCCCCUCAUUCCUUCAGUGAUUGAAUCAAUGCAUGGGGCCUGCUUCUUCACCAAAUUAGAUCUCAGGAGUGCCUACAACCUUGUGCGUAUUCGGGAAGGGGAUGAGUGGAAAACAGCAUUCAUCACAACCUCGGGGCAUUAUGAAUACCUGGUGAUGCCCUACGGUUUGAUGAAUUCUCAAUCCGUCUUCCAGUCAUUUGUGAACGAGGUGUUUCGGGACAUGCUUGGUCGCGGUGUGGUGGUCUACAUCGAUGACAUCCUGGUGUAUUCCACUACGUGCGCCGAGCAUGUGUCCCUGAUUCACAAGGUACUGGUCCGACUGCUGGAGAAUGACCUUUAUGCCAAGGCAGAAAAGUGUGAGUUUUUCCAGCAUUCAGUCUCCUUCCUCAGAUACCGCAUUACUACCUCAGGUGUGGAGAUGGAGGGAGAUCGCAUUUCAACCGUGCGUAAUUGGCCAUCUCCAACCACGGUUAAGGAGGUGCAGCGCUUCCUUUGCUUUGCCAACUACAAUCUGAGGUUUAUCCGGGGCUUUGGCAAGGUCGCAGCUCCCAUUACCUCCUUGUUGAAGGGUGGGCUGUCCCAGCUCCGCUGGUCUGCUGAGGCUGACCUGGCCUUCAGUAGACUGCGGGGUCUGUUCACCUCAGCCCCGGUACUGGCCCACCCCGAUCCAUCACUACCAUUCGUAGUGGAGGUGGAUGCGUCCGAUGUAGGGAUAGGCGCUGUCCUGUCUCAACGCUCGGGCACGCCACCCAAGCUCCGCCCCUGUGCCUUCUUCUCUAAGUAGCUCAGCUCGGCGGAGCAGAACUACGCCGUUGGUGAUCGGGAGCUGCUGGCUGUUGUCCGAGCUUUGACCGUGUGGAGGCAUUGGCUCGAAGGUGCGAAACAGCCUUUCCUCAUCUGGACAGACCACCGUAACCUGGAGUACAUCCGGGUAGCGAGGAGGCUGAAUCCUCGCCAGGCCAGGUGGGCCCUCACCCGGUUUGAUUUCACACUAUCAUACAUUCCGGGUAAGAAGAACGUGAAGGCAGACGCACUGUCCCUGCUGUAUGACACAGAGGAGAGGCCCAGAGACAACACCCCCAUACUCCCGGCCUCCUGCAUCGUGGCGACGGUAGUGUGGGCAAUGGACGCGGAUAUAGAGCGGGCAUUACGCCACAGAUUCAUCUCCACCUCACUGUCCAGCUGGGCUGCGGUACGUGCCUGCUCUUAUCCGUGAUCGUUUGAUCUAUUGGGCACACACGUCACCCUCCUCUGGUCACCCAGGUAUCGGUCGUACAGUGCGCUGCCUGACCGAUAAAUACUGGUGGCCUACCUUGGCUAAGGACGUGAGGGUGUACGUCUCCUCCUGCUCGGUGUGUGCCCAGAGUAAGGCACCUAGGCACCUCCCAGCGGGUAAGUUGCAACCAUUACCAGUUCCACAACGACCAUGGUCUCAUUUAAGUAUUGAUUUUCUUACUGAUCUUCCCCUCUCCCAAGGUAACACCACCAUCCUGGUCGUUUUGGACUGCUUUUCGAAGUCCUGCCGCCUCCUUCCUCUGCCCAGUCACCCCACGGCCCUACAAACUGCGGAGGCCCUGUUUACUCACGUCUUCCGGCACUACGGGGUACCAGAGGAUAUAGUGUCCGACCGAGGUCCCCAGUUCACGUCUAGAGUCUGGAAGUCGUUCAUGGAACGUCUGGGGAUCUCGGUCAGCCUGACCUCUGGAUUCCACCCCGAGAGUAAUGGGCAGGUGGAAAGGGUUAAUCAAGAUGUGGGUAGGUUCCUGCGGACCUACUGCCAGGACAGGCAGUCACUCCUCCACUAACCUAACACCCUUCCAAUGUGUUUUAGGUUACCAACCGGUUCUGGCACCGUUGCACCAGAGCCAGACCGAGGCUCCUGCGGUGGAUGACUGGUUUCGGCGCGCGGAGGAGACUUGGGACGCUGCCCACGUUCACCUCCAGUGCGCUGUGCGUCGUCAGAAGGCCAACGCUGACCAACACCGCAGAGAGGCCUCGGUCUUCGUACCGGGUGAUCGGGUUUGGCUCUCGACCCGGAAUCUGCCCCUCCGCCUGCCCUGUCGGAAGCUGAGCCCGCGGUUUGUGGGGCCGUUUAUAGUCCUGAGGAGGAUAAACGAGGUCACAUACAGGUUAUUACUUCCCCCUCAUUACCGUAUGAACCCCUCAUUUCAUGUGUCUCUCCUCAGGGCGGUGGUGGUUGGUUCGCUCCAGGAGUCUGAGGUGCGGGAGGUCCCUCCACCUCCUCUGGACAUUGAGGGGGCCCCGGCGUACUCGGUCCUUUCCCUCCUGGAUUCGAGGCGUCGGGUUGGGGGCCUUCAGUACCUCGUGGAGUGGGAGGGGUACGGUCCAGGGAUGUAGCUCAGUUGGUAGAGCAUGGCAUUUGCAACGCCAGGGUUGUGGGUUCGAUUCCAGUAUAAAAAAUAAAAAUGUAUGCACUCACUAACUGUAAGUCGCUCUGGAUAAGAGCGUCUGCUAAAUGACGUAAAUGUAAUGUAAAUGUCCAGAGAAACGUUGCUGGGUCCCGGAGAGGGACAUCCUCGAUCCCUCCCUGUUGCGGGAUUUCCACCUUUGCCAUCCGGCGCGCCCUGCUCCGCGUCGGCGCGCUGCUGGAGCCGCGCGUCAAAGGGGCGGGUACUGUCACGACUUCUGCCGAGGCUGCCUCCCCUCCUUGUUCGGGCAGGUUUCGGCGUUCGUCGUCACCGGCUUACUAGCUACUGCCAUUCUCAUCACUCCACUUGUCUUGUCUUGUCAAUCACACAUACCUGGUGCUCAUCCCCUAAUUAGUCUGUGUAUAAGUGUUCCCUCUGCCCCCUUGUCUUUGUGAGUGAUUGUUCUAUGUGGGAGGAGAGUAGCUCGGUUGAGAUACACUCUCAUUUAUUUUGCCAGGGUUGAUUUUCCCCUGUGUCAUUACAUUUAUUGUAUUUUCUGAGACUGUGUUUGGUCAGGGAUGAUUGUUUCCCCUAUACCUGUUUCGAAUGCCAUUGUAGGCGCAUUGUAUGUCUGGAAGGAAUACAUUUGCAUCCGGUUAUUUUACUCCUGCGCCUGACUCCGUCCAUCAUUCACCACAGCUAGAUAUUUCAUUAUACUGGGUUGGUUUUCACCAAUGAAGCCUGCUAUAUUGUAAUGCUAUAACAACAAACUGAGGGGAAUGAGGGGAAACUGAUAUCAACAAAGUACAGCCUCUCAUAUUUACAAACAAAUAAACUUGUAAUUUACAUUUGUCUUUAGAUGUUUUGUUUUUCACCUCUGUUGUAGACAUUAAAAAAUAAUCUUUGUUUAGGCAAAAACUCAGUAAUCCGUAGCCGUGUUCUAUAAUUAUUUUGGGGUUUAAAGGGUUAACUUGUAUCAAUACACAGAAUGCUGGCAGAAUGUCAUUGAAUCUCUCUAAUUAUCAGUAUAAUAUAGAACGUGUGUACCAUGCUACUGAUCAGUAUAGAAAGCAUAUCUCAUGUUAAUGACUUUUGGGAAAAGGAGUUCUCUCCAUGUUUGCAUCCAUAAUUUAAGACGGACUGGUGUCUCCGGUAUACUGUGUGAAUUGUCAGACCUAAAUGAAUCAAAAGUUGGACCACUGGGACACACACUGCCUGGAUUCCUUGAAAUUGAAUAUAUAAUUUCAGCCCCUCUCAUUAAAAUUAAAUAUAGAAUAGGAGGCCUGGUGCAAUGCUUCAAUAAUUGCAUUGUGUUUUUCAUAUGAUGAAUUCUUAAUGCAACCCCCUCUACUGCAACCCCCUCUUGCAGGGUUCUAGAUACCAGCUAGCUACAAGACGGGCUCAAUCCUUCUCAGGGAGAAGAUACUGAUGAAAAGAGGGAUGGGUUGUGACAAUAACUGUGGUUCUGCAAACAUUUCAAAAGUUUGUGAAUUUUAAACAUAACUGUGUGAGGAGAGUGCUGGAGGUGCUAUAGGCUGUUGUUUAUGGCUCAUCUUACUGACAAAUUCUGCUUCCCCUUGAAGGAUAUGAGACAUUUAUUACAUAUAAACAUAUUGUGUUAUAUCUGGUUUACGUACACUACCAGUCAAACGUUUGGACACACGUACUCAUUCAAGGGGUUGUCUUUAUUUUUACCGUUUUUUAAAUUGUAGAAUAAUAAUGAAGACAUCAAAAUUAUGAAAUGACAUAUAAGGAAUCAUGUAGUAACCAAAAAAGUGUUAAACAAGUCCAAAUAUAUUUUAUAUUUGAGAUUCUUCAAAUAGCCACCUUUUGCCUUAAUGAUAGUGUUGCACACUCUUGGCAUCCUCUCCACCAGCUUAAUGAGGUAGUCACCUGGAAUGCAUUUCAAUUAACAGGUGUGCCUUGUUAAAAGUUAAUUUGUGGAAUUUCUUUCCUUCUUAAUGCAUUUGUGCCAAUCAGCUGUGUUGUGACAAGGUAGGGGGGUAUACUGAAGAUAGCCCUAUUUGGUAAAAGACCAAGUCCAUAUUAUGGCAAGAAUAGCUCAAACAAGCAAAGAGAAACGACAGUCCAUCAUUACUUUAAGAGAUGAAGGUCAGUCGAUACGGAACAUUUCAGGAACUUUUAAAGUUUCUUCAAGUGCAGUCGCAAAAACCAUCAAGCGCUAUGAUGAAACUGGCUGUCAUGAGGACUGCCACAGGAAUGGAAGACCCAGAGUUACCUCUGCUGAGGAGUAAAAGUUCAUUAGAGUUACCAGCCUCAGAAAUUGCAGCCCAAAUAAAUGCUUCACAGAGUUCAAGUAACAGACACAUCUCAACAUCAACUGUUCAGAGGAGACUGUGUGAAUCAGGCCUUCGUGGUCGAAUUGCUGCAAAGAAACCACUACGAAAGUACACCAAUAAGAAGAAGAGACUUGCUUGGGCCAAGAAACACGAGCAAAGGACUGGUGGAAAUGUGUCCUUUGGUCUGGAGUCCAAAUUUGAGAUUUUUGGUUUCAACCGCCGUGUCUUUGUGAGACGCUGUGUGGGUGAACGGAUGAUCUCUGCAUGUGUAUUUCCCACCGUAAAGCAUGGAGGAGGAGGUGUUAUGGUGUAGGGGUGCUUUGCUGAUGACACUGUCUGUGAUUUAUUUAGAAUUCAAGGCACACUUAACCAGCAUGGCUACCACAGCAUUCUGCAGCGAUACGCCAUCCCAUCUGGUUUGGGCUUAGUGGGACUAUCAUUUGUUUUUCAACAGGACAAUGACCCAACACACCUCCAGGCUGUGUAAGGGCUAUUUGACCAAGAAGGAGCGUGAUGGAGUGCUGCAUCAGAUGACCUGGCCUCCACAAUACCCCGACCUCAACCCAAUUGAGAUAGUUUGGGAUGAGUAGGACGCCAGAGUGAAGGAAAAGCAGCCAACAAGUGCUCAGCAUAUGUGGGAACUCCUUCAAGACUGUUGGAAAAGUAUUCCAGGUGAAGCUGGUUGAGAGAAUGCCAAGAAUAUGCAAAGCUGUCAUCAAGGCAAAGGGUGGCUAUUUUAAUAUAUUUGUAUUUGUUUAACACUUUUUUGGUUACUGCAUGAUUCCAUAUAUGUUAUUUCAUAGUUUUGAUGUCUUCAUUAUUAUUUUACAAUGUAGAAAAUAGUAAAAAAUAAAGAAAAACCCUUGAAUGAGUAGGUGUAUCCAACCUUUAUACUGGUACUGUAUGUUCCCCAGACCUGAACAUUUUAGUUUGAUAAAUUUGACUGGAUAAUGGAUAAACAUCAUAGAUACACUACAUGACCAAAAGUAUGUGGACACCUGCUCGUCGAACAUCUCAUUCCAAAAUCAUGGGCAUUAAUAUGGAGUUGAUCACCCCUUUUCUGCUAUAGCAGCCUCCACUCUUCUGGGAAGGCUUUCCACUAGAUGUUGGAACAUUGCUGUGGGGACUUGCUUCCAUUCAGCCACGAGCAUUAGUGAGUUCGGGCACUGAUGUUGGGCGAUUAGGCCUGGCUCGCAGUCAGCGUUCCAAUUAAUCCCAAAGGUGUUCGAUGGAGUUGAGGUCAGAGCUCUGUGCAGGCCAGUCAAGUUCUUCCACACCGAUCUUGACAAACCAUUUCUGUAUGGACCUCGCUUGGUGCACGGGGGCAUUGUCAUGCUGAAACAGAAAAGGGCCUUCCCCAAACUGUAGCCACAACGUUGUAAGCACAGAAUCGUCUAAAAUGUAAUUGUGUGGUGUAGCGUUAAGAUUUCCCUUCACUGGAACUAAGGGGCAUAGCCCAAAUCAUGAAAAACAUCCCCAGACCAUUAUUCCUCCUCCACCAAACUUUACAGUUGGCACUAUGCAUUCUGGCAGGUAGUGUUCUCCUGGCAUCCGUCGAACCCAGAUUCGUCCAUCGGACUGCCAGAUGGUGAAGCGUUAUUCAUCACUCCAGAGAACGCGUUUCCACUGCUCCAGAGUCCAAUGGCGGCGAGCUUUACACCACUCAAGCCGACGCUUGGCAUUACGCAUGGUGAUAUUAGGCUUGUGUGCGGCUGCUCGGCCAUGGAAACCUUAUUGUGCUGACGUUACUUCCAGAGGCAAUUUGGAAUUUGAUGAACUGACUGGUUGGAAAGGUGGCAUCCUAUGACGGUGCCACGCUGAAAAUCACUGAGCUCUUCAGUACGGGCCAUUCUACUGCCAAUGUUUGUCUAUGGAGAUUUCAUGGCUGUGUGCUCGAUUUUAUACACCUGUCAGCAACGGGUGUGGCUGAAAUAGCCGAAUCCACUCAUUUGGAGGGGCGUCCACAUACUUUUGUAUAUAUAGUGUAAGUUAUUCAGUCAUAACUGGAGCGUUUGAAAUAUGAAUGUAUUGGGACAAUUUACAAAAUCUAACCUGUCUAACCUGGUAGCCUAUCAGAAGAUUAGAAGCAUGGCUUUCAGAUGGUUCUUUUUGGACACCCGUGAGAGUAAAUGUCAUGCCUGUUCAUGUGUUCUGUUGUAUUGCCAUUAAGGUUAAGCUUGUACAUGAUUUAUUUAAAUUAUUAUAUUUUUUAACUUUUUGUUUUACCUACCUGUAAUAAAAUAACCUUUUACAUACACUGAGUGUACAAAACAUGAAGGACGCCUGCUCUUUUCAUGACAUAGGCUGACCUGGUGAAUCCAGGUGAAAGCUAUGAUCCCUUAUUGAUGGCACUUGUUAAAUCCACUUCAAUCAGUGUAGAUUAAGGGGAGGAGCCGGGUUAAAGAAGGAUGUUUUUAUUAUUUUGACAAUUGAUACAUGGAUUGUGUAUGUGUGCCUUUCAGAGGGUCAAUGGGCAUGACAAAAUAUUUAAGUGCAUUUGAACGGGGUAUGGUAGUAGGUGCGAGGUGCACCGGUUUGUGUCAAGAACUGCAACGCUGCUGGGUUUUUCACACUCAACAGUUUCCUGUGUGUAUCAAGAAUGGUCCACCACCCACAUCCAGCCAACUUGACACAACUGUGGGAAGCAUUGGAGUCAACAUGGGCCAGAAUCCCUGUGGAACGCUUUCGACACCUUGUAGAGUCCAUGCCCCGACGAAUUGAGGCUGUUCUGAGGGCAAAAGGGGGGUUGCAACUCAAUGUUAGGAAGGUGUUCUUACUGUUUUGUGCAGUCAGUGUAUGUGCAUAUGAUACUAAAGAGCUAAAUCACAUUCUAUUGUCCAGAUAGUCACCAUUUCGUCACAAAUGCUUGGAUGCAUUGCUAUGCCACUUCUGACACCAGUGUAAUGGAAUGGUGACCAUCUGAACAAUGAAAUGCUAUUUGUCUCUUUAGUAUCACAUGCACUUAUGUAAGCCUUUAUCAAGGCUUCAACACUGCCAGUGUACAAGCUUAAUCUUUAAUGACAAUGCAACAGAACAGAUGAACAUGCAUGACAUUUACUCUCACAGGUAGCCAAAAACAACUAUCUGAAAGCCACACCUCCAAUCUUCUGAUAGGCUGCCGCCUCUCAAAUAUUAUGAAUGUUACUCUUACACAGAGGAGCUAGCUAGCUAAAAGCUAGGCUAGGUUGAAGAUUCUGUAGUUAACGAGCGACCUAAGCCAACACCUAAUAAUUGUCAUCAUAAUAUUAUAAUCAUUACCAUCACAAUAAACUUUUCGGAGGGAGGCUACAGUCAUAUAAUAUAAUUGGAUUGACGGCAGCCAAUGUUGUAUUAUUCAAUAGUACUCAUAUAGGAAUGGGUAAUUGUUUACAAGUUGCUAGCUAUCCCAUAAAGCCAUCGCAGAGAACCACAUAUUUUCAUCUUUUCAGUCUGGCAGUGCAACAAAUUCAACAGCGAAAUACAUUUAAAUUGCUCCGUAUGCACCAGCAAAAAGGUUCCUCCAGGAACCCUUUGCUACAUUGGAACAUUAAAGGUAAAUCAUAGAACCCCCCCAACUAAUCAAAUGUGCAAAUAUGAACCCAUUGACUGCACUGGUUCCUUGAGGAUCUGCAGGGUUCCUCGAGUCACCCCUAAUCAUUCUAAGAGUGUACUUGUUCGAAUUUUAAAGCUAACUCUGGUGAAAGUUCGAAUUGGUAGGACUCAUCCUUUCACUUAAUCCAUAUUUGUAUAAACCCACCAGCUAUCAAGGGAGUAAAUUACCACACAAUCUGAUGGAAGAGUGUCGUAGAAACAUUUGACUAAGAAAUAAUCAACUCAAACAAAAUAUCUCUAUAGACACGGAAGCCUGUGAAUUCAAGAAUUUAGACUCUUUAUUGCAUAACAAAAAGCCUGAGUUUUUUCUCCAUGGAUAAACUGUCUCUCUCUGACUUAGAGAUCUCUUUUAUACACACAAAUAAACAAACAUGCGCACAUUCCUAACUUAUUUUAGUUCUGCACCGUCCUUCUUUUUCAACAUCCAGCUGUCACAUAAUGUCCACUCCAAAAGGUCAUGAAUGCUUUUUCUAUAUGAAGCCUUUUCAUUCUAUCAUUCUAUUGGCUGCGUAGCGCAGGCCCCCUUCUUAAAACAGAACUAAUGCAAUGCACACUGUUGAAAGCCUCUGUGAAAGAACACAUGCAUUCAUUUAAAACAUAGCAUACACUUAAUGUCUACAUUUCUUAUUUAAACAUAUUUCUUAAUUAUACAAUAUCAAACAUGUUUAUUACAUUUUACCUUUGGCAUCUCCCUACAUGUCAUAAUGAUACAUAAAAUAAUCCUACAUAUCCCCCCUAUGGGACAUUCCAAUAUUGUCCCAAAUAAUACAAAGAUUAAUUACCAAAUAUAUGUAAGCAUAUGCAGUUACUUAUUCUUAGCCUUGCCACAUUUGGUUUCACUUCACACACAUAUUCAACCCAAUAUAUCUUCCUCAUUACUUGACCCAUCCUGAUGAGGACCCAGAGCCCAGUCAGGUAUAGGAUACAAGUCAGGAAGGUUCUCCUCUAAAUUAACCUCCACAUUUUCCUGUUGGGCUUUGUAACCAUGACAGGCCCAUCCACCCCCAGGAACAACUCCAUACAGACAUUCAGGAUUCCCAAAUGGACAGUCCAUUGGUCCUCCUUUAACAUUACAAGAUUUCCCAUAUUCAUUAACAUACUGUCCUGGAACUCCCUGAACUGGGUGUAUUUCUUUGGCUGAAAUAGUAACAUUUGUCUGUACAGUCAUUUGUUUUACUGUGGUUUGAAUCAAAAGUGAUUUGAUCAGAGGUAGUAUACAACAAAACACUACUCCCAUUACUACAAGUGAUAUUCCUAUCAUUAUUCCCAUCUUUGUAAACAUUGCACCCCAUUUUCUCAAAGUUAAUUCCAUCCAGUCCCAAACAUGAACAUCAUACCCAGCAUUAUCCUUAACCUCUUUUCGUAGUCCCUUGAGUUUAGUCAUUGCUUCCGUGAAAGAACCAUCCGGGGCAGUAUUAUUGGGGAUAAAAGUACAACAUUCAUCUCCAAACAUAACACAAACUCCACCUUGGCACAUAUCGAUACUGGCCGAAUGUACAUUUAUAUUAUAAUAAUUCUAGCAUUAACUUCCUCAUACCAAGAAUUACAUCAGAUCAGUACCCUAAUGCAUUGUCCCAAUUACUAUAAAUUUAGUAGUGUAUAAUACCUCCUUAAUCAACAAACACUCCCUUCCUCUACCGGCACUCAAUCUCCUGGCGUCUUCAUUAUGUCCUUCAUAGUUCUUCAUAGUUCAUAUUCCAAUGUCACACCUGAACCACCACACCUCCACCAUCAUCCUGUUUUGUCCCUGUGCAAACCAGUAUACCCAAACUAGGAAGAAUGUUGCAUUUGCAUAGACAUCUUUCCUCACAUUCUUGAAAGAAAAAGCACAAAAGAGAAAGCAUUUGAUUGCUUUGAUUUGAUGUUGGAUUCAGGUCAGAGGUGGGUCAGACAGGAACAUCUUCAACGCCUUUGUUGUUCCUCUUCAGCCGAGUAGAGGAUUUUUGGUUUUUAUUGAGGUUUACACCGUUCUGAGCCAAUUGAUCUCUGCAAUGCAUUACGACACCAUCCGUUGUAACCUCAGGAAAGGACAGAUCAUAACAGUUCAGUUGAGUUAAUUUCCAAUCCAAAACAUCCCUAUUAACAUUGUCUACAUGACAAAUCAUUAUGUUUCACAUUCUCCCUUGAAUUCUUCCAAAUUAUAUAACCCAAUUGUUUUAUUGUAACAUUCCUAUAUUUUUGCUCAUAACAAUUGCUUACACUUCUCUCUUCUAAUAACACUUUCCCCUGGAAAUCUAACACCAAAUACUACAUCAAAUUGUUUAUCUAAGUAUUGGACUGUUUUCCUUAUGUCUAUGAUUCACCUGUCUCUUUCUUUCAUUACCCUAAGGUCACACUACCCCAUGUGACUUCCCCAUACUCUUUGUGCUGGUUUCUCACACACCAAUACUAUUUAACCCUUGUAUUUUAAUAGUGAUCCCUUCCUGUAUUUUUAGUUAUGGUUCCUGCCUGUGCAAGAAUCUACAUUCUACUCCUGCCUAUAUCCCUUCUAUGUCUUGUUCUUCUGCUCUUUAUUUUAUUAUCAGUACUCCAUUCCCCUUAUUCUCAGGUAACUAGUCUAGUACAUAUUAAUCAAUGAUAAGGAUAUCUGGUGCGUCUUGGAGGUCUGGGAUCUCUCAAUCAUCAGUUCCCUCACUCUGGUACAAUGGUUAAGAUGAUACCCAAUACUCCCCUCUAUCAGUACCAUCGUUGGUAUAACCUGGACAACGAUAUGUAGGUCACUUCUGUUGUUAACCUUCCCCCGUCACUAGGGUCUCCGGAUCAGCCAAAGUCCCUCUCAAUCUAUAGACAUCGGUCUGUGAAAAGUGUCCUUCUUUCAGCCUUUCCAUAGGGAAGCUCAGAGUUACUGCUGCAAAGACACAAGCACAGACACACACAAAAGACAACAAUGCUACCCAAUGGCUGAGGUUGGAACACUCCUAUAGUGGGGAACAUGGAUCUUAGUAUCUGUCUCCACCACUUUUACCAUCAUUAAGGUAGCCUACAACCCUGGUGCAGGCCCCUCCACAUAGGGUCUUUCCAGCUCUUUCUUCUGUAGUCUUUUGCCAUCACAUAGUCUCCAGGGCACAGAAAAUACUCAGAUUAUCCUACUCAGUUGGGCAGAGUUAUCUUCACUCAUGAAAAUAAAAUCUUAAGAACAUUGUUAUGUUAGGUGAGACACAGUAUGCUACUCCUGUCCUCUCAUCCGUCAAGAGAAGCCUUGAGAUUAUGAAGCACACCUGCUUCCAGCUUGUUGUCAUCCACUUAUUUCAUAGACAGACCACCUCUACACCAUGCCUCCUAUUACAAAAACAAAAAUGAUUUAACCUAACCCAUAACACAUUAUUACUACUGCUCACAUCCUUAAUACUCCUUGCAUACUUCCCCCCUUGGACACAUACAUCACAUCGUGAUUCAUGUGUACAAAAAACAAAACAAAACAAUGUUGCCUAUCAAACCUAACAUAAUAACUAACCUUAAAAUGACAACCCUUGAGCAUAUCUUUACUUAACUGUAUUCUAUAACACUAUUCAAGGAAUACUUCUCCUUCAGGACUAACUCUCUCACUUCAUCCUUGUCCUGUUUAGACUAAUUUAUAUAUAGGAUUUUUCCAAUUUGUAAACUUCUUCACAAUUAUCCUUAUUUUAUCUAACCCCCUAAUUCAGCAUGCCUCUAGAAUUCAUAGUGCGGGUGAUCAGGUCACACUAUGAAGCCAGGACAGAUUUCAGAGGUCAUUGAAAUCAUUCAAUGAAUUGUUUCAUCCUAUAGUCUACUACUUCUAACAACCAUCAAAACCUUUCAUAGAUGUUGUAAUUCCUUAGUACAGCUCUUUUCAAAAUAAAUCAUACAUAUUUACUUAUCCCUCAGUAAAUAACCCAAAUUACAUGUGUAUGCCCCUUUAAGAUAUUUCACUUCCAUCCUGUCAAAAAAACCAAAUAGAAAUAAAAAUCCUAUACAACUAACUUUUCAUACUAAGUAGUUUGUUUGUGGUUAUUUGAACACCAUACAGUAAAACAAUAAACAAACAAAAAUGGCCAGGCCUUAUUUAUUUUUGUAGCUCCCUAUGACAACCUAAAAAUAAAACUACUUAAUUUUACUAUCUAGUUCCACCCUAGCCUACAGACUUUUUAAACCUCCCACUAAAGAAAUCCCCAUGUUCCUGGAAGAGAAAGUAUACAUGUCGUUAACAUAUAAUCAACAAUCCAAAGAUAGUAAUUACACACAAAACAUCAUACAUAUCCCCAGUCCUAUCUCAUCAACAAUCAUUAACCCCAGCAUCCAUUUAAAAUUGUUUGAUACGUCGCCCUACUUUACCCCUAACCUAAUAAUAUAGGAGACUCCCAUCAAUCCUUAAAAGACAACUCCCACUUAGAAGACACUAGAUAAUAACCCAUUUUAUUAAGUUAACUACACCUUCCACUAUUGUGGGCGGCAGGUAGCUUAGUGGUUAAGAGCGUUGUGCCAGCAACCGAAAGGUCACUGGUUCUAAUCCCCGAGCCGACUAGGUGAAAAAAUCUGUCGAUGUGCCCUUGAGCAAGGCACUUAACCCUAAUUGCUCCUGUAAGUCGCUCUGGAUAAGAGCGUCUGCUAAAUGACCAAUUAUUUAUUUAUUUUUAUUGUCAUUUGUUUAAUCUAACAAAACCUUAUUCAAUGACUACCACGUACUCUCCUCUCCAUACCCAUUAUCAUUUUAGCAGAUGCUCUUUUUCCAAACAACACUCCAUUCAUGAGCUCAUACCUUUCUAUACUUAUACUAGCCCCCCUUGGGAAUCGAACACCCAACCCUGGCGUUGCAAGCACCGUGCUCUACCAACUGAGCUACAGCGGACCACAGAUGAGCAUAUAGUGCCUUUUUCUGAUAAUGUUAUAAUUGUAGCCUAUUGCAUUACUUUAGUUUAAAAUAUAAGUUUGUUUAUUCAACAAAUCCAGAACCCACUAUAAAUUGAUGCUAUUCCCUCAGCAAAAAAGCCAAAGCUCCUUGCAUCCCCUAGUUCACGUAAUGAAAAUACAUUAUCAUUCUAAAAUUCACCAAAUAUUCGCAUACAUUACUGAUGUCACGCAAACCAUAGAAUAAAGUAAUAACAAUUAGAAUUUUGUCAAAUAAAUGUUUUCCAUCCAGCUAUUCAAACUUUCUUUAAAUAACUAUUUCAGCUCGAUACAGUCAAACAAGUAUGACUCUCUUUUAACCGGAAACUAAUUCAUGGCAUUAGUAAAGUCUAUUCACAUCCCAACAAUAACUAAUAAUAUAUGUAUAUUCAUAUAUUAAACUACCUUACUUUCAUUCCAGUCUACCUAAACAAUUCAAAUUAUGGCCAAAUCUCUUAUCCAAAUUGCCAGUCCGCUAUUCAAAUGUAACUGUCCUUUCUGAUUUAGACUAUAGACACUCCUCCUUUCCCGUUGAAUAAGUGAGUCCUUCAGUCUGAAAAGACGCAGGCUACUAGAUCUUCCAAUCUUAUCCUGACUGUUCCUUCAAUCUAAACACCCCACAACUAUAGCUAAACUAUACUUAGAAACCCUAGACUCUGUUCAGCGAUGCAGAAUCUAUGCUUUAUCGAAAUGACAAGUUAAUCCUCUGUUAUUCCAAUGAUAAUGGUCAGUAAUUUUAGUAUCUAACACAUACCACACUUUAUCAGAAAAUAGCUUUGAAGGACACAGAUCUCACACGCUCAACGUACUCAACUUAGCAGUCAACAAGUCAAACCCCACAUUCAUUGAUUUGGAAACAGAUCUAACAACCUAACCAAAUGAAUUAUAUAUAUGCUUCUGAAAUAAUAGAUAGUUUAUUAUAUUGCUUAAUUCUACCACAUGUCCUAUGUACUCUCUCCCAUUUCCACGUCUGUCUACGUGUUUGAGCAAGUCAACACCUAUAAUUUUAUCCAAUCCCUCGUAUUUACCAUACCCACAUAAAAUUCAUUAUACUCCAAUUUAUUCAUAUCUACCAAACCCUUCAUGUUUCUAAUUAUUCUUUAUUGCCACAAUCUGUUAAUCACCAUCUAGUCUCAGCAGAACAAACAACAAAUUACUCAAAUCCUUUCCCUUAGUCAUAGAAUCCUCCUAGAAUCAUAUAGGCUGGUCACUAUUCCCCGAUCUUACAAAAUUCUAUGACAGGCAUUGUUGUACGAAACUCCAAGAUAUCAUAUACAAGAAAAGCUUAUUAUUUCAAUGUAUAUAUAAUUAUCAAACACACCUCUAUAUCUCAUCAUUCAAACUUCAGAGUGUGACUAAUUUACAUCAUUAUACCACUCUUAUUCCAUAUUUAUGUUGUUCUUAAACGCCCUUAAUUACUUUGUAUAACCUACAGGAAUAUUUUAUUCUAUCAAAAGGCCCAAAUUUGAAGUGUUAACCCUAUUCUAGUUAUUAUUUUACGUAGUCAAUUUAUCAUAAUACUGCAUUACCUCUAAAGUUUCUAAAUAUAAUGUCAGACACAUACCCUAACAGAUUUAUCAAAUUACAAUACAUAGACGUCGUAUGACCACACCAAUAAAUGUGACCUGUUCCUCCAACAGGAUUUAUUCUACCCCUCCUGGUAACGUGAAUUUUCUACACUCAGUUGGUCAAUGAAUAUCCUCGCACCAUUUAUUCUUCUCUUUCCUAAUGUGAGAUUGGGCACACCCUUUGUCCAUCAGACAGAAGCUUCAAACAACCUCAAAUAGAUUUCCUUUCCUUACAGAAAUACUAUUUACUUGCAGGAUUUCAUAUUAUUCUCACUCACACAGAUGAGUAGCCACUUGUGCCCAAAUGAAUCAGACAGUUGAAUGACUCACAGCCACCAAGGUAAACCACUCAUGAGCAGAUGAGCAGACCUAGUCUUGGUUUACACUUUAUCAAAAAGUUUGAGCCCCUGUGAUUAUUUAACCCGUUCACCUACUCAGGAUGACCCAACUUUUUUACCUGUCCCACCCUACCUAAUUUUGGCAUCACCACACACAGGAUGAUGACCUGCCCGUUCAGUCCUCUGGAAUUUUAGCUUUCCAAAGCGUUUAUCCACAGGAUUUAUAUUUAUUAGCCCCCUAGGUCUCAAGCUUUCUCAAGACCUAAGUUUGGCAUCACCACACACAGGAUGAUGACCUGCCCGUUCAGUCCUCUGGAAUUUUAGCUUUCCAAAGCGUCUAUUCACAGGAUUUAUAUUUAUUAGCCCCCUAGGUCUCAAGCUUUCUCAAGACCUAAGUUUGGCAUCACCACACACAGGAUGAUGACCUGCCCGUUCAGUCCUCUGGAAUUUUAGCUUUCCAAAGCGUCUAUUCACAGGAUUUAUAUUUAUUAGCCCCCUAGGUCUCAAGCUUUCUCAAGACCUAAGUUUGGCAUCACCACACACAGGAUGAUGACCUGCCCGUUCAGUCCUCUGGAAUUUUAGCUUUCCAAAGCGUUUAUCCACAGGAUUUAUAUUUAUUAGCCCCCUAGGUCUCAAGCUUUCUCAAGACCUAAGUUUGGCAUCACCACACACAGGAUGAUGACCUGCCCGUUCAGUCCUCUGGAAUUUUAGCUUUCCAAAGCGUUUAUCCACAGGAUUUAUAUUUAUUAGCCCCCUAGGUCUCAAGCUUUCUCAAGACCUAAGUUUGGCAUCACCACACACAGGAUGAUGACCUGCCCGUUCAGUCCUCUGGAAUUUUAGCUUUCCAAAGCGUCUAUUCACAGGAUUUAUAUUUAUUAGCCCCCUAGGUCUCAAGCUUUCUCAAGACCUAAGUUUGGCAUCACCACACACAGGAUGAUGACCUGCCCGUUCAGUCCUCUGGAAUUUUAGCUUUCCAAAGCGUUUAUCCACAGGAUUUAUAUUUAUUAGCCCCCUAGGUCUCAAGCUUUCUCAAGACCUAAGUUUGGCAUCACCACACACAGGAUGAUGACCUGCCCGUUCAGUCCUCUGGAAUUUUAGCUUUCCAAAGCAUUUAUCCACAGGAUUUAUUGGCAUCACCACACACAGGAUGAUGACCUGCCCGUUCAGACCUCUGGAAUUUUAGCUUUCCAAAGCGUUUAUCCGCAGGAUUUAUUAGCAUCACCACACACAGGAUGAUGACCUGCCCGUUCAGACCUCUGGAAUUUUAGCUUUCCAAAGCGUUUAUCCGCAGGAUUUAUGCCUUCCUAAGCAGCCUAUAAACGAUAUACUUUCGCUACACGUUCAUAGCGGUAUUCGAAGGACUUAACAUGUUAUUCCUGAUCACUCAACCAGCUGGACAGCCGCCCGUGUCGAAAUGACCCGGACAGAGCAAUCAGCAAGAUGAAUCAGCUGAAUCAACUGAAUCAAAUGAAUCAAAUCAAUUGAACAGACGGUUCUGACAAACAACAGCGACAUGUAUUCUUAAAUUCAAAAGCUCCUAGUGUCUAACUUUCUGGUUCUUAAAUUUGGAGAGACCUACUUGGUAUUUCUUUAGAUGUUGCCGAGCCCCGGAUCGGACCACACAAACGUUUAUACUAUAUUAGUAAGAACUUGGCUUACCUUUUAAAAGCGGCCGCUUUUGUUUGUAUGGUCCGUCCAAGCCGUUUCACAACCGCAGAUGUACACCGUCUCUGAUCCCUAUCAGGUCCCAUCUGGGGUGCCAAAUAUGUCGUAGAAACAUUUGACUAAGAAAUAAUCAACUCAAACAAAAUAUCUCUAUAGACACGGAAGCCUGUGAAUUCAAGAAUUUAGACUCUUUAUUGCAUAACAAAAAGCCUGAGUUUUUUCUCCAUGGAUAAACUGUCUCUCUCUGACUUAGAGAUCUCUUUUAUACACACAAAUAAACAAACAUGCGCACAUUCCUAACUUAUUUUAGUUCUGCACCGUCCUUCUUUUUCAACAUCCAGCUGUCACAUAAUGUCCACUCCAAAAGGUCAUGAAUGCUUUUUCUAUAUGAAGCCUUUUCAUUCUAUCAUUCUAUUGGCUGCGUAGCGCAGGCCCCCUUCUUAAAACAGAACUAAUGCAAUGCACACUGUUGAAAGCCUCUGUGAAAGAACACAUGCAUUCAUUUAAAACAUAGCAUACACUUAAUGUCUACAUUUCUUAUUUAAACAUAUUUCUUAAUUAUACAAUAUCAAACAUGUUUAUUACAUUUUACCUUUGGCAUCUCCCUACAUGUCAUAAUGAUACAUAAAAUAAUCCUACAAGAGCUCUAAAAGAAUCCCAUUUGGAAUUCAUACUCUGAAUACCUGUAACAAGGUGAGUAGGACGGAGCCAGGCGCAGGAGGUGUGAAUCAAAUAAUAGGGUUUAUUAGCCAAUACAGCAGUCUGCAGCAAUGCGUAAACCAAAUACAGUGCGACUUAAAUGUGUACUGGGAAAACAAAACACACAGGUGAAUAUCCCGGCGAUAAAGUAACAUAAUGCUCAACACGAGCUAGCGACACCUCCACAUGGAACAAUAACACACAAAGAAAUGGGGGAGCAGAGGGAAUAAUUAUUCAGAGACUGAUAAGGGGAUAUGUACCAGGUGUGUGUGAAAAAUAAGACAAAACAAAUGGAAUGAUGAAAAGAGGAGUGGCAGUGGCUGGAAGGCCGGAGACAAAGAACGCCUAAGCCUGCCCGAACAAGGAGAUGAGGCAGCUUCGGAGGGAGUCGUGACAUUAGCCCCCCCUUGACGCGUAGCUCCAGCAGCGCGCCGACACCGGCCCUGGGGAUGGCCAGGGGGAUGCGGAGCAGGGCGAUCCGGAUGGCGACGGUGGAAGUACCGCAACAGGGAGGGAUCGAGGACAUCCUCCACCGGGACCCAGCACCGCUCCUCCGGACCGUACCCCUCCCACUCCACGAGGUACUGAAGGCCCCCCGCCCGACGCCUCGAAUCCAGGAUGGAACGGACGGAGUACGCCGGGGCGGAGGGACCUCCCGCACCUCAGACUCCUGGAGCGGACCAGCCACCACUGGCCUGAGGAGAGAUACGUAAAACUAAGGGUUAAUACGGUAAUCAGGCGGGAGCAGCAACCUAUACGUAACCUUGUUCACUCUCCUCAGGACUUUGAGCGGCCCCACAAACCGCGGGCCCAGCUUCCGGCAGGGCAGGUGGAGGGGCAGGUUCCAGGUCGAGAGCCAGACCCGAUCACCCGGUACAAAGACCGGGCCUCACUGCGGUGUCGGUCAGCGUUGGACUUCUGGCGACGCACGGCGCGCUGGAGGUGGGCGUGGGCGGUGUUCCACGUCUCCUCCGCGCGCCGAAACCAGUCGUCCACUGCAGGAGCCUCGGUCUGACUCUGAUGCCACGGUGCCAGGACCGGAUGAUACCCUAAAACACAUUGAAAUAGUGACAUGUUAGUGGAGGAGUGGCGGAGAGAUUUCUGGGCAUAUUCGACCCAUGGCAAGAACACCAACCACUCCCCCGGCCGGUCCUGGCAGUAGGACCGCAGAAACCUACCCACAUCCUGAUUCACCCGUUCCACCUGCCCAUUAGAUUCGGGGUGGAAACCCAGAGGUCAGGCUGACCGAGACCCCCAGACGUUCCAUGAACGCUUUCCAGACCCUAGACGUAAACUGGGGACCCCGGUCAGACACUAUGUCCUCUGGCACCCCGUAGUGCCGGAAGACGUGAGUAAAAAGGGCUUCCGCAGUUUGCAGGGCUGUGGGGAGACCGGGCAGAGGAAGGAGGCGGCAAGCUUUAGAAAAACGGUCCGGUGUUAAAAAAGUGGGACCAUGGCCGUUGUGGAACUGGUAAGGGCUGUAACUUACCCGCUGGAAGGUGCCUAUGUGCUUUACUCUGUGCGCACACCGAGCAGAUUGAGACAUACACCUUCAAGUCCUUAGCCAAGGUAGGCCACUAGUACUUCCUGGUAAGGCAGCGCACUAUACGGCCAAUUGCCUGGGUGACCAUAGGAGGGGGACGUGUGUGCCCAAUAGAUAAGACGACCACGGACACUAGACGGCACGUACCGAAGCCCAGCUGGGCACUGAGGUGGAGAUGGCUCUGUGCGUAACACCCGCUCUAUGUCUGCGUCCACCGCCCACACCACCGGCGUCACAAUGCAGGAGGCCGGGAGCAUGGGGGUGUUAUCAAUGGGCCUCUCCUAUGUGUCGUACAGCUGUGACAGUGCGUCUGCCUUCACGUUCUUAGUGCCUGGUAUAUAGGACAGCGUGAAAUCAAACCGGGUGAAGAACAAGGCCCACCUGGCCUGGCGAGGGUUCAGCCUCCUCGCUGCCCGGAUGUACUCCAGGUUACGGUGGUCAUUCCAGACAAGGAAAAGGUGUUAAGCCCAUUCGAGCCUGUGCCUCCACACUGUCAGGGCUCUGACAACAGCCAACAGCUCCCGAUCACCAACGUCAUAGUUCUGCUCCGCCGGGCUGAGCUUCUUAGAGAAGAAGGUACAGGGGUGGAGCUUGGGUGGCGUGCCCGAGCGUUGGGAUAGGACAGCGCCUACCCCUACCUCGGACGCAUCCACCUCCACUGCGAACGGCAAUGAGGGAUCGGGAUGGACCAGUACCGGAGCUGAGGUGAACAGAGCCCUCAGGGUACUGAAAGCCCUGUCAGCCUCAGCAGACCAGCUGAGCCAGGACGGCUCACCCUUCAAUAUAGAGGUGAUGAGGGCUGCGACCUUGCCAAAGCCCCGGAUAAACCUCAGAUAGUAAUUGGCAAAGCCAAAUGAAGCGCUGCACCUCCUUAACCGUGGUUGGAGUUGGCCAAUUACCCACAGCUGAAAUGCGGUCUCCCUCCAUCUCCACACCUGAGGUGGUGAUGUGGUAUCCGAGGAAGGAGACGGAUUGUUGGAAAAACAGACAUUUUUCUGCCUUGGCAUACAUGUCAUUCACCAACAGUCUCCCAAGCACUCUGCGAACCAGGGACACAUGCUCGGUGCGCAUAGCGGAAUACACCAGGAUGUCAUCGAUGUAGACCACCACACCGUGACCAAAUAUGUCCCGAAACACCUCGUUCACAAAAGACUGGAAGACUGAUGGAGCAUUCAUCAACCCUUACGGCAUCACCAGGUAUUCAUAAUGCCCCGUGGUGGUGCUAAAUGCUGUCUUCCAUUCGUCCCCUUCCCGGACACGCACCAGGUUGUACGCACUCCUGAGAUCUAAUUUCGUGAAGAAGUGUGCCCCAUGCAUUGAUUCGAUCACAGAGGAAAUGAGGGGUAGAGGAUAACUAUAAUACAAAAUGUAUUUUAUUAAGUGCACGGUAAUCAAUGCAAGGGCACAGAACCCCGUCUUUCUUCUUCACGAAAAAUAAACUUGAGGAGGCAGGUGAAGUGGAGGGACGUAUGAACCCCUGACGCAUGGACUCGGAGACGUAUGUUUCCAUAGCCUCUGUUUCAGCCUGUGACAAGGGAUAUACAUGACUCCUGGGCGGAACAGCGUCAUAACCGGAGGUUUAUCGCGCAAUCCUCCGAAGCGAUCGGGUGGUAAUUUGGUCGCCUGCAAUUUGGAAAAGGCGUGCGCCAAAUCGAAGUAUUCGGGGGGAAUGCGCGCGGUGGAGGCAUUGUCUGGACUUUCCACUGUGGUCGCACCAACGGAAACAGCUAGACACCUACCCUGACACUCUCGCGACCACCACGUGAGAGCCCUCUGCAGCCAUGAAAAGGUGGGGUCGUGUAGUGCUAGCCAGGGAAGGCCCAACACAACAGGGAAAUCAAGGGACUAAAUAAUAUGAAACGUGAUUUGCUCAUCAUGGGUCUCCUGCAUAAUCAUAGUGACUGGUGCUGUAACCUCCCUAACAAAAACUGACCCUAAUGGUUGAUUGGCAAGUGCUUUGACAGGCAAUGAAAUAGACAGGGGAACCAAUGUAAUACGUAGACUAAGAGCUAAAGACCUGUCCAUAAAGUUCCCAGCUGCGCCUGAAUCUACCAGUGCCUUACACUGGGGGACUACCGUGUAAUCAGGGAAGUUGACGUGGAUGGUUAAAUGCGCAGCAGAGGGCUCUGAACGAGUGUGGGUUUGUGCUACCUGGGGUGACGUGAGAGUGCCCUGCUUACCGCCUCCAGAACCAGAAGGACUCUGACGACAUCAUGCAGCAGAAUGUCUUCUUCUGCCACAAGAGUGACACUGGAUCUGUCGUUCUCCCGGAACGCUGCACCACCCAGCUCCAUCGGAACGUGAGCCGGGGUGAAACGGCCAGGCCCCUUCCAGGACGUCCUCUCGAAGCCAGCAGGUUGCCCUACCGGAUGGCCAUGUCCACCAGUUGGUCGAAGGUCAGAGGGGUAUCCCGGCAGGCUAGCUCCCUUCGGACAUCCUCACGCAGGCUGCAUCGUAAAUGGUCGAUGAGGGACCGCUCGUUCCACCCGGACCCAGCCGCUAGGGUUCUAAACUCCAGGGCAAAGUCUUGCGUGGUCCUCGUCCCCUGCCUCAGAUGGAACAGACGCUACUCUCCGUAGCUGUCAAACGUGUCUCCUCCUUCAGUCCAGACCGCGUUGGCCCACUCCAGGGCUUUCCCUGAGAGGCAGGAGACGAGGGCGGACACCUUCUCCCAAUCUGAUGGAGCAGGGCUGAUUGUGUUGAAGUAGACGUCCAGCUGCAGGAGGAAACCCUGGCAGCGGGCAGCUGUCCUGUCGUAUUCCCUCUGUAGGUGAAUACCCCUGGUUGCUGGUGUGUGGGUGGCUGGAUCCGGUCGCUCAGCUGGUUCCGCAGGGUCGGAUCCUCUCUUCUCCAGGCGCUGGAUGGACUGGAGAACCCGAUCCAUUGCUUCGCCCAAGCUUGCUAACCUGGUGGAAUGCUCCCAGACCCGCUCAAUGACUCCAGGCAUAUUCCCCGCUCCUGCUGACUCCAUGCUGUUUGGGUGUGUUAUUCUGUAACAAGGUGAGUAGGACGGAGCUAGGCGCAGGAGGUGUGAAUGAUAGAAUAGGGUUUAUACAUAGAAUAGAAUAGGGCCAAUACAUCAGUCCACAGCAAUGUGUAAACCAAAUACAGUGCGACUUAAAUGGGUACUGGGAAAACAAAACACACGGGUGAAUAUCCCGGCGAUAAAAGUAAUAUAAUGCUCAACACGAGCUAGCAACACCUCCACAUGGAACUAUAACACACAAAGACAUGGGGGAGCAGAGGGAAUAAUUAUACAGAGACUGAUGAGGGGAUAUGUACCAGGUGUGUGUGAAAAACAAGACAAAACAAAUGGAAUGAUGAAAAGAGGAGCGGCAGUGGCUAGAAGGCCGGUGACGACGAACGCCGAAGCCUGCCCGAACAAGGAGAUGAGGCAGCUUCGGAGGGAGUUGUGACAAUACCUGAUGCUUAGACUUGUUUAAACCCCUAAAACAACUGCUGGUUUACAUGCUAGGCCCACCAUGAGUUAUUCAAUAUAUCAUAAGUUAUUCAAUAUAUCAUAAGUUAUUCAAUAUAUAAGUUAUUCAUCAAGUUGUGUACAAUAAAUGCUCAGCUACACUAGAUAUGAUUACCCUCAGCCUGGCAUUCUCUGACAGUUAACCUUUGCACUAACAUUUGAGAACCAGGAGCACCCCUCCCCCAUCCCCUGUACAACACAUUCGGGGCAUGUCUGUCAUUGGUAGAAUAGCUAGUCCCUGCUCUCAAGAUGCAUCCCCAUCAAUCUGUCUGAAUCAGGUUAGGGCGAUAUCCCUCCUCCUGUGUGCUGACAGAAGGCAUCAGCAGAAAAUAGCAGCUCGCCUGUUUCUAAUGGCUGUAAUAAGCAGCACUGAUCAGGAGGCUGCUGGAGAGGAACUAGCCUGGCUGGCCAUGCUGCACAGUUCUUGGGCUGCGUCCGCAAUGUCACCCUAUUUAUUUUAUAGUGCAAGAAUAGUAGUGCACUAUAAAGGGUGCCAUUUUGGAACACAGCCUUGGUCUGUUCAUUCUGAUGGUAAGUAGAAAGUAAUCUCCUAUUAGGGAGACAGGUAAAUGGAUAUCUCUGCAACAGACUGUGUCAGAUCCUGCAGCUCUGUGGCAGUACGCUUACAGGGUUUAAGCAGUAUGCUUAUAGGGUUUAUGGGAUAGUGGAAACACAAUACUCGCCUCACGCCAGGAGGAUCUCAGUGCGUCGUUACAUCACUUAUUUUUUUAACAAUGCCAUUGUUUUAUUAUACUCCAUUGCAGGUGACUGUCUCUGCUUAGAUGGCUACAUGAAGGACCCUGUCCACAAGCAUCUCUGUAUUCGUAACGAGUGGGGUCCAAAUCAAGGGUAAGUGACAAUAUGGCCUCUAAUGGUCCUGCCUGCUAGAUAAUACACUGCUCAAAAAAAUAAACAACACAAUGUAACUCCAAGUCAAUCACACUUCUGUGAAAUCAAACUGUCCACUUAGGAAGCAACACUGAUUGACAAUACAUUUCACAUGCUGUUGUGCAAAUGGAAUAGACAACAGGUGGAAAUUAUAGGCAAUUAGCAAGACACCCCCAAUAAAGAAGUGGUUCUGCAGGUGGUGACCACAGACCACUUCUCAGUUCCUAUGCGUCCUGGCUGAUGUUUUGGUCACUUUUGAAUGCUGGCGGUGCUUUCACUCUAGUGGUAGCAUGAGACGCAGUCUACAACCCACACAAGUGGCUCAGGUAGUGCAGCUCAUCCAGGAUGGCACAUCAAUGCGAGCUGUGGCAAGAAGGUUUGCUGUGUCUGUCAGCAUAGUGUCCAGAGCAUGGAGGCGCUACCAGGAGACAGGCCAGUACAUCAGGAGAUGUGGAGGAGGCUGUAGGAGGGAAACAACCCAGCAGCAGGACCGCUACCUCCACCUUUGUGCAAGGAGGAGCAGGAGGAGCACUGCCAGAGCCCUGCAAAAUGACCUCCAGCAGGCCACAAAUGUGCAUGUGUCUGCUCAAACGGUCAGAAACAGACUCCAUGAGGGUGGUAUGAGGGCCCGACGUCCACAGGUGGGGGUUGUGCUUACAGCCCAACACCGUGCAGGACGUUUGGCAUUUGCCAGAGCACACCAAGAUUGGCAAAUUCGCCACUGGCGCCCUGUGGUCUUCACAGAUGAAAGCAGGUUCACACUGAGCACAUGUGACAGACGUGACAGUCUGGAGACGCCGUGGAGAACGUUCUGCUGCCUGCAACAUCCUCCAACAUGACCGGUUUAGCGGUGGGUCAGUCAUGGUGUGGGGUGGCAUUUCUUUGGGGGGCCGCACAGCCCUCCAUGUGCUCGCCAGAGGUAGCCUGUCUGCCAUUAGGUACCGAGAUGAGAUCCUCAGACCCCUUGUGAGACCAUAUGCUGGUGCGGUUGGCCCUGGGUUCCUCCUAAUGCAAGACAAUGCUAGACCUCAUGUGGCUGGAGUGUGUCAGCAGUUCCUGCAAGAGGAAGGCAUUGAUGCUAUGGACUGGCCCGCCCGUUCCCCAGACCUGAAUCCAAUUGAGCACAUCUGGGACAUCAUGUCUCGCUCCAUCCACCAACGCCACGUUGCACCACAGACUGUCCAGGAGUUGGCGGAUGCUUUAGUCCAGGUCUGGGAGGAGAUCCCUCAGGAGACCAUCCGCCACCUCAUCAGGAGCAUGCCCAGGCGUUGUAGGGAGGUCAUACAGGCACGUGGAGGCCACACACACUACUGAGCCUCAUUUUGACUUGUUUUACGGACAUUACAUCAAAGUUGGAUCAGCCUGUAGUGUGGUUUUCCACUUUAAUUUUGAGGGUGACUCCAAAUCCAGACCUCCAUGGGUUGAUAAAUUUGAUUUCCAUUGAUAAUUUUUGUGUGAUUUUGUUGUCAGCACAUUCAACUAUGUAAAGAAAAAAGUAUUUAAUAAGAUUAUUUCAUUCAUUCAGAUCUAGGAUAUGUUGUUUAAGUGUUCCCUUUAUUUUUUUGAGCAGUGUAUAUUAACAUGCCGACUCCUAGUUAAAUAGCUUUGUGUCAAACAGAGGAACUGUGAAAAAUAUAGCUGGGUCUAACAUGAGAUGUGGAGUACAAGCAGAUGAAAGUUUUAAAUCCUUCCCAGAAUUCCAGAAUGCUACCCACCUUUAUUACCCAUAUAUAUCACUUGAAAAUAAUCUGCCUGCUGCUAUAGGGCCAUCGCAGUUCUGAUAUGUUAAUAUGUUUUUUUUCACUAUACACUGCCGGUCAAGGUUUUAGAACACCUUCUCAUUCAAGGGUUUUUCUUUAUUUUUUACUAUUUUCUACAUUGUAGAAUAAUAGUGAAGACAUCAAAACUAUGAAAUAACUCAUAUGGAAUUAUGUACUAACCACAAAAGUGUUAAACAAAUCAAAAUAUAUUUUAUAUUUGAGAUUCUUCAAAUAGCCACCCUUUGCCUUGAUGACAGCUUUGCACACUCUUGGCAUUCUCUCAACCAGCUUCAUGAGGUAGUCACCUGGAAUGCAUUUCAAUUAACAGGUGUGCCUUGUUAAAAGUUAAUUUGUAGAAUAUAUUUCCUUCUUAAUGCGUUUGAGCCAAUCAGCUGUGUUGUGACAAGGUAGGGGGGUAUACAGAAGAUAGGCUUAUUUGGUAAAAGGCCAAGUCCAUAUUAUGGCAAGAACAGCUCAAAUAAGCAAAGAGAAAUGACAGUCCAUCAUUACUUUAAGACAUGAAGGUCAGUCAAUACAGAACAUUUCAAGAACUUUUAAAGUUUCUUCAAGUGCAGUCACAAAGACCAUCAAGCGCUAUGAUGAAACUGUCUUUCACCGCCACAGGAAUGGAAGACCCAGAGUUACCUCUGCUGCAGAGGAUAAGUUCAUUAGAGUUACCAGCCUCAGAAAUUGCAGCCCAAAUAAAUUCUUCACAGAGUUCAAUUACAGACACAUCUCAACAUCAACUGUUCAGAGGAGACUGUGUGAAUCAGGCCUUCAUGGUCGAAUUGCUGCAAAGAAACCACUACUAAAGGACACCAAUAAGAAGAAGAGACUUGCUUGGGCCAAGAAACACGAGCAAUGGACAUUAGACCGGUGGAAAUUUGUCCUUUGGUCUAGAGUCCAAAUUUGAGAUUUUUGGUUCCAACCGCUGUGUCUUUGUGAGACGUGGUGUGGGUAAACGGAUGAUCUCUGCAUGUGCAUUUCCCACCGUAAAGCAUGGAGGAGGAGGUGUUAUGGUGUGGGUGCUUUGCUGGUGACACUGUCUGUGAUUUAUUUAGAAUUCAAGGCACACUUAACCAGCAUGGCUACCACAGCAUUCUGCAGCAAUACGCCAUCCCAUCUGGUUUGGGCUUAGUGGGACUAUCAUUUGUUUUUCAACAGAACAAUGACCCAAUACACCUCCAAGCUGUGUAAGGGCUAUUUGACCAAGAAGGAGAGUGAUGGAGUGCUGCAUCAGAUGACCUGGCCUCCACAAUCCCCCGACCUCAACCCAAUUGAGAUGGUUUGGGAUGAGUUGGACCGCAGAGUGAAGGAAAAGCAGCCAACAAGUGCUCAGCAUAUGUGGCAACUCCUUCAGGACUGUUGGAAAAGCAUUCCAGGUGAAGCUGGUUGAUAGAAUGCCAAGGGUAUGCAAAGCUGUCAUCAAGGCAAAUGGUGGCUAUUUGAAGAAUCUCAAAUAUAAAAUAUAUUUAGAUUUGUUUAACACUUUUUUGGUUACUAUAUGAUUCCAUAUGUGUAUUUUCAUAGUUUUGAUGACUUCACUAUUAUUCUACAAUGUACAUUUUUUUAAAAAAAUAAAGAAAAACCCUUGAAUGAGUAGGUGUUCUAAAACGUUUGACCGGUAGUGUACAUCUGAAUUUUGUCACACAUUUCUCUUCUUCCCUAUCUCCCUCCCUCCCCAAGUGAUUUCUCUCUCACGUGCAGUCAAUCUUUGACAGGGAAAGCCUACAGGGGUCAUUUAAAUGUUUAAUGACUGGCCCCUCUGGCGUGAGGCCGUUAUCAGGUUUUAGCUGCUCUUUUGCCUAUAGUAACAGCUUACUCAGAGAGGCAGCAGCUCCUUGUCACAUUUUCUCUCACACUGUAGCAGAUUCAAGUCCCCAAGCUGCCUGUGUCUAUUAAUCUCCAUCAUUCUUCCCCUCUCCUCUCCCAGCUUGGGAAAAUAGACACGAGCCUAAGUCACAUUCCAUCUCAGGCGACUGA
Coregonus sp. 'balchen' is the source of this 57166-nucleotide messenger RNA. NCBI's taxonomy places the organism in Eukaryota, Metazoa, Chordata, Actinopteri, Salmoniformes, Salmonidae. The record is from the annotation of a GenBank genome assembly.